Xyrichtys novacula (pearly razorfish) is the source of this 62337-nucleotide messenger RNA. Lineage: Eukaryota; Metazoa; Chordata; Actinopteri; Labriformes; Labridae. The record is from the annotation of a GenBank genome assembly.
AUGGUUCUGGAGGACAGCGAGACCGACUCUGUCUUUGAGCCUCAAAUCACUGUGAGUAUCCGAUCACACAGAGCUUAAGCUAAUCUUGAGGCUAGAAUUGCUGUUUACAAGUGUAAUCCUGCAAGGUUAAAUGACUUUUAUGUUCUACAUGAUUAAACACAAAGGCAAUUUCUGAAACUGCAUGAGUACUCGGGGUAUCUGGUCUCAUGCCACAUUAAUGAAGCCUGCUUCUGUAAAGUGUCUUAAAAGCAAUGCACACCUAUGUUAAGUCAUGUUCACAAACAUCAUCAUGUAUUGUUCAUUCAAGCAAGAGUCUGAAUUUGUGUUUUUGUUUCCUUUUCUUUAUUUUAGGAGGAGCAUGUGGAGACUCAGUAUGGAACCGUCCACUGCAUCAUGUCAGGAACUCCAAGGGCAAACCGCCCCGUCAUCCUGACCUUUCAUGAUGUUGGAUUGAACCGUAAGUCCAAACAAAGUAACACUAUAUCUUAAAUGAUUAUAUACUGAAAACAAAAGAACAAAUACAAUUUUGCAUGGGGAAACUUUUUUCCAGGAUUUAAAGAAACCCACAAACUUGUAUUGACAGAUAUUUCCCUGAGUGUUGCGUCUAUUUUUCUUGUGUAUACUUUAUUUCAUAAUUUUAAGACAGCUUCACAAACUCAGGGUAACACAACUUAAUGACAUUUUUAUCUUUGUUCUUAACAGACAAGUCCUGUUUCCAGACACUGUUCAACCAUGAGGACAUGCAUGAAAUCACAAGACAUUUGCCUGUUUUACACGUUGAAGCACCAGGACAGCAUGAGAGAGCCAAAACCCUUCCUACUGCGUCAGUGCACUUCUUUACCACAUCCUGACUCUUAUUGUUUUUACAUCACUCUGGUGUAUUGUUGGACAUUCAUAAGUGACCUGUUGUUGGUUCUGUUCACCCCUCAGGUACACCUACCCGUCCAUGGACCAACUGUCUGAAGCUCUGCCUGCUGUCCUCAAACACUUUGGGUAAGACAGACGUGAACACUUUUCAGCCGCCCUUUUAUUAAAUGUUAGUCUUAUUCAUACAGUGUACUUAAGUUUGUCCCAGUUUGACCUUUUGUCUGUGUGCUUUGCAGGAUACGCAGUGUGAUUGGACUAGGAGUUGGAGCUGGAGCCUACAUCCUGGCAAGAUUCUCUGUGAGUUCCAGGCUCAUCUCUAAAUCUCAUUUAAACUUGAGACACAUUGAGAGAACAAAAGCCAAGACCUAGAAUUUGGGAUGUGUUGAGGAAGUCUGAGUCGUGAAGUUGCACAGAUUUCACAUGCCCCCUGGAGAAAGAUUUGACUAUGAAGCCACUACUGAUUUAAACAUAAAAAAGAAAAGUCAAGAGCUGCAGAAACCAAAUGUUAUUGUGAGUCACUGGUAGAAAUCAUUAAAAACCUGUUUUUUUUCUCCGUCUGUGUGUAGCUGAAUCACCCUGACCUGGUGGACGGAUUAGUUUUGGUCAACAUCAACCCCAGUGCUGAAGGACUUAUGGACAGUGUUGCAUACAAGGUUGGCAUUAUUUCAGAUAUUGUGUUACUUUUGAUCCUGUCUUGUGUUUUUAGAUUAGCUUGGCUGAUUGUUGUAAAAGUUGUAAUCUGAGUGUGAUGUGAUUAUGUGCUCAUUUCAUGUGUUUCAGAUCACUGAAUGGACCCACACUCUCUCAGAUCAAGUCAUUGCACAUUUGUUUGGAAAGGUAAGUUAACAAUUACUUUCCCUCAGUCAACACAACAACACCGUAUGUCGCACACUUCCUGUACAGAACUUUGUCAAAUAAGAGGAAGAAUAUAUUAGACUUACUUUUAAAUUCAUUCCUCAGGAGGAGAUCCAAACCAACCAUGACCUUAUCGCAACAUACCGUCACCACAUCACAACAACAAUGAACCAGUCCAAUGUGAGCCAGUUCUUCCGCUCGUACAACAGCCGUAAUGCUCUGGAGGUGGAGAGGCCUGUACCUGGAGGAAACAUCAACGUCAGGACCCUGAAGUUAGUACAACUACAGAUAAAAAAAAAGAAAACAGACAAUAGUCAGAUAUAUUAUACUACAAUUUUUGAUGCCUUGUGUUCAUAGUCGUUAUUCUUUAGACUAAUUUGUAAGGCGUCGUGACUUCAAUGGUUGUAACAGGCUUUACAAAUUCAUACUUGAUAAUUUACCUACCCGUUUGUUGAUCUACAGGUGCUCCACUCUGCUGGUUGUAGGAGAUGACUCUCCUGCUGUGGAGGCUGUGGUCGACUGCAACUCCAAACUCAACCCCACCAAGACCACACUGCUGAAGGUAUGAUUAAAAAAGAGAGGCAAAGAACAAAUGAUCGUUUCAGUAAAAAAUAAAUCCUUAUACAUAUUAAUGUGUUUAUGUUAUGUGUGCUGAGAUUAUUUGUUCAAAAUACUUUUAUCAACAUAAUCAAGACUCAAAGAAAGUAAUCAGUAGUGAUACCUUACUGUUUAACCCCAACUUAACACAUAGUUACUUUAUUUUCAUAAAGAUCUCUUUUCAACUAAGUUAAUUAUUCAACAAAAUAAAGGUUUUACCCUCUAACUGAAGCCUGCCCUUUGCUCUUCUAGAUGUCGGACUGUGGAGGUCUUCCCCAGGUGUCUCAGGUAUGGACUGUAGCAUCUUAUUGGCCACUCUGCUGGCAAUACCCUGCAGAAUCUGCUCUCCUGAUUGGCUGAGGAAAAAUAUUAAUCACUUUUCAUUUCCUCACUACAGCCAGCAAAAGUGAUUGAAGCCUUCAAAUAUUUCAUCCAGGGAAUGGGAUACUGUAAGUCAACUUCUUUUUACAAAAUUUAUUUUAGCGGUAGAUAUACUCGUAAGAAAAAAACUUAAAUAGUUGACAAUCAUUAAUGUAUGGUGCAGAAUAGUUAAAACCUCUCUUUCUCUUAUACAGUGUCCAGUGCUAGCAUGACCAGACUUCGCUCACGGACAACCUCCAGCUCUAGCAUCUCAUCCGUUGAUGGCUCUCGUAGCCGGGCACACACCAAUGAGCUGCGUGGUAGAAUACACUCUCAUGGCACAGAGGAGAAGCGUGGGCGCUCACACACUGAUGUCUCCAUGGAGAGCAUUUCCAACAGCAAUGUGGAUCAGAUUAUCUCUAAAUCCACUGAAUUGGCAUGUUAGAGUCCCUCUGUGUUCCUAAAUCCCAUGCACUUAAACCCAAUCAUACCUCAUUAUAUGCACCCACAUAGCCCCUUUCCUCCUUUCCUCUUAUAUACAUCCUUCUCAUAUUUGCUACGCCCUUUCAACUGCACUAUCUUUAGUUAAGAAGUCACAGGUCAUGUUACACAAUGUGAUCUUGAUCUAGCCUUUUGUAUCCUUUUCAACUCUUAACUCUCCAUCAAUAUUCUUCUUUACAACCUUCCCAGUCCCUCCCUCUAACUUGUCCUUGUUACCCUGAACUCUCAUUGUAUUUCUCUACCUCUGUUUUUUCUUUUCUAUAUAUUGUCUCUUCCCCGUCCUUGGUCAUGUCCAUGUCUUCUUUUUUUCUCAUUUUGAUUUCCUCCCCUCUUAUAUUAUUCCUAGUACCACAGUACCUGCUCCAGGCUUCCUUGUGCUCUGAUAUUCUUCAUAAUGUGCACAACAUGAAGAAAUGAUGAAAAUGUGAAGAUGGAGUCUUUAUGCUAACACAUUAAUGUGAAACUCGAAACUCAAAUGUGAAUUCAUGCAUUAUGACUAAAGUGAAGAUGUAAACAUAUCCUCUAAUGUAAGAAAACGUAGUGUUUAUGACUUCAAUUAUGUAUAUUAUUGACUAUAUGUGACUAUGACAGCUGUGUAUAACUAAACAGCAGGAAUGUAUUUUACAUAUACUUCAAAUCAAAAACUGUUUGAAACUGUACUCUGUAAUAUAAAAUAGUUAUUUACUUUUACUUGUAUAUUAGGCUCAGUCAGUGAAACCGAAUAGAUAAUGUACACGUCUUUGUGCUUCAGUAAAUAAACAUUUUAAUGAAAAUAAUCAUCUUGCACUCUCUGAUGUAUUCUUAAUACAGCAGAAACAGAAUUACUUGAUGUAUUUAGCAUUUACUACCAAGGUUAAUUGAGAAUAAAUGGAUCAUAUCGUAAACCCCUCACUUUAACUGCAAGUUGUUUGCUGAAGUACUAUAACUAAUGCAUUUGGAUUAACAACAAAGAACAUAAUCCUGCUGUUAUAUCUGCAGAAAUACAGUAGAAGUCAGAAGAUUCCUACUCAGGCUCAAAGUGAUAUGAUAUCACAGAACAUGGUGUUCACUGAAUAACUUUUUUUCUCCAAACAAUAUACUGAUUCAAUUUUAUGAACUCAAUGUGUGCUCUAAUCAUUAGGAAUGUGUGUGUGUCCCCUAUUGUGUACCUUUACAAUCUGUCCACUAGAUAGAGCUAUGCAUCCUCCCCUGUUCUCCAUAGCAGCAUGUCUAAAAACAGUCAGGCAUCAUCAGGUCAGGUUUUACAGCCAAAGCACUUCCAAAUCCCAUAUUCAAAACACUGUAGAUUGUUUGAACACUAAAUUCAAAUCGCAUGGAUGCAAUCACUCAAAAAUAGAAAACCAAUCAUCUAGCAUAGCAUUAUGGAGCUUUUUAAUAUCUCUUAUGCCUCAUAUUUACCCUUGGCCUCUUCCAGAUGACUGGAUUAAAGAGUACUGUACAAUAGUUUGUUUUUAAUCCCUGUUUUUUUCCAUCCUUGCGUGUGGUUCCUGACCUGCAUACUCAUAUACAAUCAGAGAUACCUACAAUUUUGAUCAUUUAUUUAUCUAUUGGGAAAGAAUGCUAAAAAUCACAGUUAAGUGAACCAUUAAAUGAUACAUAUAUCUUUUAGUAAAUAAAAGUGGUCACUAGAAAAUAAAAAUUGUUUUUGAGAGGUCCUCCAGCAGCUACAUCUCUAUAGUGCACCUAUGGCUCUACUUUGUUUAAGAAUAUGUAUUUUUGUCUUAUCUCAUUAAAAAACACUGUCUCUGUAUGUUGAGAAGUUUUACUUCAUACAGCAUCACGCACAAUGGAUUCUAUCAUCUGCAACUUGCUCAGAGUUGAUUAAGUUCUUCCUCUCUCCAAUAAUGUUUAAUAUUCUGAUUCAUUUUGCACUGGAGAUAAUUGGUUUUCCCCAAAAGCGGCCAAGUUUUGUGACUGCCAAAUGUGUAAAUGUGAGGUUUGCUAGAGGGCAAGCAAAAUCAAUGUGACUAUGAUGUCAUGACUUUUAAUCCACCCAGUGUCACCCACUCAAGUGCCACAAUGUACACCACUCUUCUGCAGGGACAAAAAUAAUUUUGAAUUGCUUUUCUGUCUGCACUUGUGUGUGUAUGGAAAUAAGCUAAAUGUAUGAGUGUUUCAUAAUGUGUAGGUGGGACUGUGUGUGUAGGCCCAUCAGUAGAUGGAUUGUUUUAGGAUGUGACUGUGAGACAGUGGACACACACAGAUCAGCAUAAUGGCUAUCAGCAUCAAAGUCACAACAAUUUUUUUGAGUGCAUUUAUGUGUGUUUGUGUGUACGCGAAAAGCAUUUUUUCAAAGCUUCUUUUGUUUGGCUUACAUUGCGACACUAUGAUGAAUAAUGUAUAAGAAAUCUGAAGAUUUGAUUUGAACACCAAACAUCAGCUCAUUGCACAAUUCUUAUCUCACUGCGCUUUAGUGAAUUGUGCUGCAUCAAAAAAUUACUGAAUCCCGCACAUUAAUUUCCAUCCACUACAACAGAUCUUUGUGAUGUGUCCUGUAAGGUAGACUUGAUGGCAAUCCCACGAGAAAAGUAAUGACUGCACCGAAGAAGGACUGAGGAAGUGGAUAGCUGUUUGGUUUCUGCAUUACUCAGUAAUGAACAGUACACCAUGGGAUAUUGAUUUUAUUCUGGAAUGUUUGUCAAUCUCCACAAGUCUGAUCUCCUUACAGCAGUGUGGCUCUUCAGCUCAUGCAGUACCUAAAAUGGUCAUUCUGCACAAUUUUCAAUCAGUUUCAAUAGACGUGCAGAAAACAUCAUCAAAGAUUUGCAGUGUUAAAGAGCAAACGACAUAAAAGAGUGUAAGGCCAUGUGGGCUUAGGUGUACCACUUUGGUAUAGUAAAUCAAAAGAGAGAGUAAACUACAAAAUUUAAUGAAAGUUUUAUUUCUUAUGUGCUUUUUCUUUCUCUUGAGUUCAUUGCCAUAAGUGCGGUUUUAUGCUACUUUUAUGUGAGCAGUAUUUCAAGUUUGGACAAAAAAAAAAAAAAAAGAAUGAAAGCUUUUGUGUGUAGCACGUGGUUUGUGUUGAUUUUGUGGAGAAAGCAGCUCUUCUAACCCUGCUGAUCCUGUCCUGUACAUGUGUACUGUGUAGUGUUUUCUGAUGAAAAAUCUCGUCCAACUUUAUGUUGACAGCCUAAUGUAUCACAAUGUAAUAAAUGCUCACAAAGUCUCUUUAAACUCCUUAUUUUUGUCAUCUACCUUGGGGCAGGAGUUUUAAAGCAGCAUAACUCACUUUAUAUAAUUUAUAGAUCCUUUUGCUGCUGGCAGUGGUUUCAUCUGUAGGCCGUGAAGAGGUAUCAUUAUCAAUUCCAGUCUGUUGUAAAACCUGCCAAGGGGAACUUUAAAAUUUGCUUGAUUUUUUUUUUUUUAACAAAAGCUCUUAAACAAAAGUUAUUUGAGCAUGUAUUUUUUAAGAUACUACUUAUCUGAAAGAGCCAAACAAAAUCAUGAGUAAGAUCACAUAGAGGAGAGUAGGGUAGGAUGAGCCAUUUUUCAUAUUACGGAUCACUAUCAUCAAGGCAAUCAUAGUUUUGUCUCUAACUAGUGUAUCUGCAUAUAUUUCAAGAUGUUGUGCAUCCCUGCAAACCAACAGAGUGAGUGUAAACAAAACUGUCUUGAUAAUAUAGCGUGCCCAAAAAAGUAGCCUCCUAUGGUCAACUUACCCCACUUAUGGGGUUAAGUUGGCCAUAGGAGUGGGGUAAGUUGAGCCAUACCCCCCCCCCCCCCCUAUUGGUCCUCUAAGUUAAAAUUGUGAACUUUUAUGGUAGGUUUUUGACCUUAUGUUGUAGCUCAUAGAUACCACAAUUGAUGUAUAAAACAAAUUUAAAAUGACCUUUUUUGGUCUGAACACAAUUCUAAUAAAACUUAUGACAGACUAAAUUCACUUUCAAGAGUGAAAAAUGUUUUUUCUAAAUAAAUGUCUAACCCCUUCAGCCAUGCGCCUCUAACCUUCACAGACUCCAUGAAUUGAUGCCCAUCUCCUAAAUAUUUGGUCACAUGAUCAAUUUCUUUGCCCAUUUCCAAGCAACAGGGGGUGGCUCAACUUAUCCUUUGGCUCAACUUACCCCACUCUCCCCUAUUAUUGGAUACUUUAAUUUAAAACGACUCCCAGCUAUCUCUCUCUGAGUAUACUCUUGCUGCAAGUCCCUGGUUCAUACGUUUUUAUUAAAUAUUCUUACAUAAGGACAAUUUGGGGGCCCUUGCUUGAGCACCGGACACGUAGGACCCCUCUCCUCCUGUCAGUGAGCCCCUCCAGCUGCAGCCAUGUUGGAAACGCUCAGGCAGCGGUGGUGGUGCUAACAGCUAGCGUCAGUGGACACCGACAACCGGGCACGGCGCUGUUGUGGACAAAAACAGACAGGGAGAGGGCUCAUAACGGAGCGAUACAGCCCCUCCAACCGGUUGUGAUAUCAGCGGACACAUAUUUAAAAUUAACCUCACUGUGUGGGUAAAGGUGGCCGGUCACGAAGAGUAGCAGCGGUCGGGCUCCGGGGCGAAAGCGGGUGAGUAUCGAUCCCUCCGGUGGGCGGAUUAAAUGGGAAUAGCCCACCGUUAGCCGAGUUAGCUUAGCAUUAAAGGGGGUAACAGAGACAAUGGGGUUAACGGUAAGGCAGUACGUGUAGGGUUGGUCUCAGUUGUUGGAGUAAGGAUUUCGGGUGAAAUAUAGUUGAAUGAGGGAUAAGAAAUACAGGACAUUUGAACACCGUUAAGUCAUUUGUAUUCCUAACAGAGAGACAGUGGUGCAGUGGCCGAAACCACCCCUCUCUGUUUCUCCGCUGAGGUGCAAAGGUCCAAACCAAGGAAGAUUUCUGUCAUUCAGGGUAACAACAUCGUGGCAAAACACAUGUAUUUACAACAUUAACGAAUUGCUCAGACUGAGGCUUAUUGUUUCAAGUAGAGGGUUUUAAACAAAAGGAGGACAGCUCUUUCUUAACCUGUGCGUCUCAAGUGUUCUGGCUUGCUCAGGCUACUGCCUUGUCAACCACAAUAGUGUACACUUAUCUCUGUGCUAGGCCGAGAAAAAUGUAUUAAUAUUAAAACCUAACCUGGAUUAAGGACUACAGAUCAAUCCCCGACUACGCGCAAUGGGAUUAGAUUUAUACUUUAGAUGUAAUGCCCACAUCUAAAGAGCUAUAUUGUGCAGCCUGGUGAACAGCAGCAGCCCCGUGGAUGUGAUUUGACAGUUUUCCUUACGGGGAUUAGGAGUCAAAGCUGCCCUGUCAUGACUCACACAGAUUUCUGCCUUCCUGCGCUCUUCCCAUCAUGUUUCCUGCCUCUAUGUGACUGUUACCCUUCAUCCCAUCCCUAUACAUCCCCCUGUAGCCAAAACUGCAGAGUGAAGACCUCAACCUGUGUCCUUUCAUGUAUAGUGGGCAAAAACAUUCAUCUUAAACAGAACAACUAGCUUAAUCCAUAUUGGUGUUUUUCAUUUUAUUUCCACUCAAAUAAAAGCAUGACAAGGUUUGCUUUCCCACUAAUAAACAUGAAAUGUGAUAAAAUUUUCAAGCAUGUACACCACAAGGCAUCUAGUGAGAGUCUUUUCAGAAAAUGUGACUCGUAUUUUCAGUUCCCUUUCCGCGGAUGACCUCAAGCUGACCCAUGGAUGACACCCGACAGUGUAGAUGUUGUGGGAAGUUUUUUGAAAUCUUUUAGAGACUAUAUGUAUAUUCAGUGCUGUGAUUCAUGCUCUUUUUUGUGGUUUAUUUAUAUGUAUGACGUAAAUCUAACAAGUGCCCAGUAAUAUUUUCAGUCUAUACAAACAGUUUUGAUUUAAAUUAAAUGUCUGCUUACUGUGUAGAAAUGAAGUAGUAUUCUUUUAAAUAAUCAAGUACACUUGGAUUUCAUUUAAUUGUCACUUAGAAAGCUCAGAGUCUCUAGCUGCUUUCUUUCUCCUCUGCCUGCCAGUUCUCCUUGCUUCCUUUUCUGUUUCUUCCACUAAUCUAAGGAGGCAGGGAUGGGGAAAGCAGCGCUGUCGAUGCUGGAUCGAUCUUUACACCUGCUUGUUUUCAGACAGGAAAAGAUAAAGAGGAAAGACAGACAGAGGAAGAUAAGAUGGAAGGCGAAAGGAGAUGUACUUUGGAAAACAAUCAGAAAUGAGAGCUCAGGAGAGGGAGGAAGGGUUUUGGAAAUGAAACUCAGCCCUCAGGUGUGUCGGUCUGAUACAAUCAGUGGGCGGGUGUUUCCCCUCCUAUAAGUGACAGCGUACAGUACAACAAGGAAGUGGAGACGCAGAGCAGAAACACAUACAGGCAUCUAUGAUUGAGCAGAGGUUCAGUCCUCUGUACGCCGACUGACAACAUGCAGUUCUGGGAUUUCCUGGGCUGCACCAAUGGAGGUAUGGUGAAUGUGUGAAGUCAUUCUGAUGGCUCAGGGAGAGCGUUCAGCGUUGAUUGGACUGGUGUGUGUGUUCAAUGCUGGUAGGCAGGUAGAGAGGGUCUGGCAGGCUGAGGGCUGGAAAGGAAUUUGCGCUGCUUGCCGCUGUGCAAGCAGUUGCAUGUGAAAACCUCACAGACAGGUAGAGAGUAGAGCGCAAACAAAGAAGCUGAAGGCUCUGAUACAGUGUCAGCCUGCUCUGUGUUCCUUUGAUAAACCUGACCGGCUGCCUUUUACGGCUCAACAGAUUUGACUAAUAACUAAAUAGCCACUAUGUUGUGAUUGUUUGUAUCGUUUGGCCUGAAUGUUUUGGGAUUUUGCUCACACGAGUGGUCUUUAUGAAGCAGAAUAGAAGUGUGCUGUUAUGUCCAUAUUCAGUGCUUUCUUUUUUGACUCAUUAACUGCCAUGUUGUGUUUUUUGGUAAACAGUUAAAAGUCUACGAAACCUAAAGAGAGCAUAUAAAAAACCCGCUGUUGCAGCUACACACACUUCUGUAUCUUACUGGGAGUAUCACUUCCACUACAGCUUCCACAUGGUGUCGUCACUUUAUAGGCAAAGGUACUCACUGUUUGGGAUUUUCAGACUCUCUUAUUUUUAGGUGCCAGACUAGUUCAGUUUAGUAAUGACUGUAUGUCCAGGUUUUUUAAGCAAUAUUGUAAUGCUAAUACUGCUGUCAUACAAGCAAAAAUCUAUCUAAAUUUUCACACAUUUACUGUGGUACCAGAUUUUUAUUUGUUAACUUAACAGAAAAACUUUACAGAAUGUGUUCCCCCGACCUCUUUGGUCAAAGCCGUGUCUGGUUAGACCUGAACCACAAACACUUAAACAUCAGAUUGCUGUCAACUACAGAGUCAUAACUAUCAACUGUCACUAUUGCUGUCUGCAGAGAGGUUUCACUCAGAUCUUUCUCAGACCUCUGCGACUACAAGUGAAGUGUGACUGUAUUAGCACAUGAUAUACACAAAACCUCCUAAUCUAUGAAGGAUGUAAAAGUCUUAUGGUGUUAAGUUGUGCUGUUUCUUGUGGUUACUUUAUUCUGCUGUAUUGAAUUCCAGGACAGUUCAACCUCCAACACCCAUCCUGUGCCUCAGGCCAAGUUUUCUGCUGUUGCAUCAAUAGCUCGAUCCUAGAUACCUGACAGGUUGUGUCAUAAUCUGAAAUGUAGAGAAAGUGUUAUUGUUAAGUAAAUACACCCAUGUGUAGUGCUGUUAAACUUCCCCUGAAAUAAGCUGAGUGAUGUUUCUGUCAAUGAUAAUGUCACUGCAGCAAUCAGCUGUCAGAAAAAUAGAAGAUAAUGUGGUACGUAUAUCUGUUGAGGUCUUGUUCUCCUGAGUUAUGGCUGUCACUUGUGAGAAACAGCAAGCAACAUGCUAUCAGUUUGGACAUGUGAACAUAGGACUGAAAACACAUGCUCUUGUUUUGUCAUCAACAGUCUUCCUCUAUUUGCAUUCAGUGCUUUCUGUUUUGUUUAGCUCACUCCAUAUGAUCAGCAUUCCCUGAUGAGAAACUUCCAUUAUGAUGUAGCUUGUGUUUCACUUCUUCCAAACCUUUACUGGCACAGCUCUGAAAGUGGCUGCGAAUUUGCGCUCUUGGCAGAUUUGUUUUAAACAUUUCAACACUCGAUUGUUCCUGACAUUUAAAGCUGGGGAGAAAUUUGAAUAAUUGCCUCUAACAUCUAUAUAAUAUGCAACACUUGUUUGGGAAAGCAGAACAAUAUUUCUUGUUGUACAGUUGUUGAUUAUGACUGGAAGUAAAACAGAGAAUUUUAGAUUUUUCUACAAACAAAAUGAAACUUUUUUUCAUCAUGUUUCAGUUUAGAAACGGAGCACCAUAUCAGGAUUUUGAUUUGCAUUCACCUGCUCAAUGAACAUUACCUACCCAGUUUAUCACCUGACUACAAACACAAAUGGUGAUUCAAAAACUGUUUUAUACAGUUUCGAUACAGUUUAGACAAAAAUUCCUCUGAUUCUACUUUAGGUUGCAUGGCAACUGUUUCUCAUCUGUCUACUUACAGUACCAAUUAACACUGAAUCAAACAUUUUAAUUCCCAGUCAAGUCACAGUCAAACAUCGGCCACUCAUUUAUUAAUAUUUACAUGAAACUAAGCACCCCCAACAGAGUGGAUUAUAGAUCGUAUAUAUUAAGCAUUGCGUUAGUAUGUUCACAAUGAGGACUACAAUGCACCAAUUUUCGACCAGUUUAGACUACCUAUGAAAACUGAUGUUUUUGCCUCAUUGUCAACAAGCAGAGCUGUGCUGCAAUUCAUUUCCCAGGAUUGUUAUGCAAUGAGGUGUAUGAACUGGUUGAUCCUGGUGCCACUCUUACUAUUUAGAAUUAAUAACUUGUCAGAAUCCAUUAUUAAACACAGCUGGGCAAUAAUUAAAACAGCUGGGUAAUAAUGCUAACCAUCAGCAGGACUGUGUUCAUUUGUAAUUAUGAAAGAAGGUUUGUCCAAUAAAGGCAAAAACAGUUGUAUUAAUCUGAGCAGCUCUGGCCGUAAAAGUUGUUAAAUUAUUCUUUAACCAAUCUCUGACUGACAGUCGACAUAUAUUUUUAAGCAGCUUAUGUUAGAAAAAUUGCACAGAAAUGAAGGGCAGAAUACCAAAAGAUGAUGGCUGCCCUGGCUAAACCCUGUAGUCUCCAUUACUAAGAGCGCUCAGUGAGGUGAAGCUUCCGUUGGAACUUGCAGACUUUGUGGUUUGGAUCAAUGAAUUUGUGACCAUUUGAGCUGUGCACUGCACUCUGAAGUAGAGCCAUAAAACAGCUUGCAAGAAGGCCUGUCUUUAAAAGGAUGUUAUUGAUGUAAACAAUGACGCUGUAAACCUGUGAAUUAAUCACAGAAAGAAUGAGAAUAGAAAGUCCUACCCUGUAAAACUGUCUCAAGAGAAGUUUUCCCUCCAUAUAAUGUCAUGCACAAUUGAACCAAAAAUUUGUCACUCUGUCUCAUCACUGUGUGUAUCUGCUGCUUCAAAAGGCAAACCUCAACCAGAGCAUGGUUAUUUACUCAAAGAAAUUGCAUAAAGCAGAUGAAAUAGAGGAAAGAAAAGUGAGGUUCAUGAACUAAAAGUCAUUCUAAGAGAGUGAAGUACCUUGAUUUGUUAAUCUUAAAUUUCUUCUAUUAUCUUGAGGACCAGUGCAAGAACAUUACAAUGAAACUUAGAUCAGAUGUUAUUUACUUGACCAAACUAUGGUUUUAUAUUUGUUAUGUCAGUGUUGUUAAAAUUGUUUUUUUUAAACACAUUGAUUUAGAAAAAUUAACGUUUACACACAAGUGUUUUUUGUCAAGUGCAAAGAUAAAUCAUGACAGUUGAAUUUCUAGCACAGGACAGAGCAGUACUGCACUAUGUUAAGCAUAAUUGGCACACUACUCUGCAGAUUGAGCGUGAAACUUCAAUUAAUUAUGUGUACACAAGCAAAUGACCCUGCAGGAUGGCCUCUGCACUGUGGCUAGUCCAUGAAGAUAAAGACAGAUGUGGAAAAGAGGGCUUCUGCAAAUCUGACCCUUCUCUGUUUUCACUUCUCCACUAUUACUGCAGUAGUCCCAAUACUACAAUGUUAUAGUGAGCUCCUGACUACAACAGCCACCUCUUAGAAGCUGCGGUGUGGUGACUUAAGUCUGUAAGGUAGCUCUAUUCUCAACGAGGCUCUGCUCUGUUCUUCUCUUUUCUGACAGGCGCAUCAGUGCCGAGGAGGUGCAAAAGGCUGUUGUUGUUUUCUUGAUGAGAAUGGAGUUGUGCAAUGCCCUUAGCGUGGUGUCAACUGUAGCGUAGCCUCUGUGUUUUACAGCCAAAGGCAAUCGUUUUCUACUCUGAGUGGGAGAGAGAGAAAGAAAGAGACUGUGAGAGCAAGCGGGGGGGGUCCGAGUAGGAGGGAGAAGCUCAGAGGAGUGUUUAUGCGAGUGAAAAAUGGUAUAAGCAGUUCAGAGACGGAUGUUUCAACACUGUUUUAAUAACAGCUUCCAGUUUUGAGUUGUUGAUUGUAGAUGUGAAAGAUUAAAGUCGACUUUAAAGCAAGGUCAGUCCUGUUAGCACGAAGGAAAUAUCACUGCCAGGACUUUGGUGAAAACCAGGGAACGCAACUCUCUUUUGCAUCAUACAAUAUUCAUGUUCAUAUAGCGAUAUUUCCCUUAGGUAUUAUAUAAACCUAUGAUUAAAAGGAUAUGUAAGUAACACAGACAGCCAUAAAUGUAUUUACUGAUUUAAGUUAUAAAAGUACUUCAGCUGUAGCUUUACAGCCUUACUUUUUCACCAUAUCAGUGUUGCUAGCCUUUUGUAUGAAUGCACUGCCUAUUUUGGCUCAAAAUAGCUCAGUUUUCAAUGCCUCAAAUGUCACUUUUAUGACCUGAAAAUUUUAUAGUCUGGGUUAUUUGUGUGUGUAAGGACUUGUGCUGUGUUGCUUUCGUUAAAAGCAUGCUACUUGUAGCUGACUUUUUAGGGUUCAACUCUGCAGGAGCAAAAUGGAUUAUGUGAUUGAAAGUGACAGGAGAACACACAAUGGAUCUGUAGAUUUCAGAAACAAAGUAACUACAAUAUUAACAAUUUAUAAUCCUAAAAAGUUUAUUAGUCUAUGUGUGACCUAUAGUCUGUGUUGUCACCCUAAAUGCACGAAGCAUUAAUACCUUGUCAUUCCUCUUUGGUCUCAUACAGAUGCUCAAGCUGCCCCUGAGCUUUUUGAGAAGAUGUAAAAGGCUUUCAGUUGAGACCAAAGUGAGCCCUUUUGCUGCAAUAAUUUACAUUUAGAGCAGCUACGAGCAAGAGGCAUAGAUCAGAUACUGAUAAAGCAAUCAAACCACAGGACCUCAACCCAGAAGACUAGGGACCAUUUUCAAAAUCACCUCCUCCAAAAAAGCUCACAUGUUGAGAUAUACAUCCAACCCAGACCAUAAUCUUUUUCUGAGCUGAGCAAAGUUGUUUUUGGUGGUUGUUUAACAGCAGCCACAAGUUAUAAGGGCUUUCUGACUAUUUUACUUUAGUUCUGUAUGUGUGAUGCAAAAAAGGGGGAGAGGGCAGAAGUAUCAUCACAGAGACCCUGAUGAAUGAGUUUCCUGUCUUUCAGGUUGCAUAAAAACUAGUUUUACCUAGAUUACAGCUUUAGAAGUAUGUGAUGGAGAAAUUGAUAGUACUUUUUAAAUUCAAUCAAAACAAAAGGGUAAAUUUCCAAGAUUACAACCUCACAAUAAAUUACAAUACGUAAAAUUGUAACCCCUGUAUUGUUACAUAGAUCGUGUAUAUCGGCCACGGCAUAAAGCUUUGUCAGCAUUUUACUGUGUUAGUGUAAUUUCAGCGUGAGGGAACAUGGCAAUCAUUUGCUGAAAAUGCUUUGCAAAAAGGACAAGAAGAGGAUACGGUCUCACUGCAUUUGAGCACAACUUUGUACCAAAUGAGAAAGACAUCUUGUUCAGCCUCCAUUGAGUUUAGCUUAUUUAUUUAUCUGUAUUUCAAAAGCCAUUUCAGGGGUUGUCUGUGCAUGUCAUUAUUAAAAUGUCUCCUGUCGAAAGUAAAAUAUGAAAUGUCUUCAUGCAACCUAUCUGUACCUUAAUAAACAGCAUAAAUAGGUUGUGUUGAAAUAGUCUCCCUGCUCUUAACUCACACGCAAUGGUAUCCUUAUUUGCACCACAGUGUUGCUUUGUGUCUGUUGCUUGGUAACAGAUGUAACAGUGUAGCUCGAGAGAGUUUCACAUUUCAUCAUAUCGCUCAUUUUGGUCUUUUUUUAUUAUUAUCAUUACACCAGAAUGGAGUGAAGUGUGAGCGAAAAGAUGAGAUGUAGGAGUGCUGUGGUUUGGAGACAGAUUUGGGGGUUGAAUGAGGCCAGUGGGUGAUGUUACUGAGGCAUGACACAGCAGAUCUAUUAUCCUGCCAAGUCAUGAUUGUCGCCUCACUCUGACUGUCUGGUAUGUAGCUCAAAUGAAAUCCGCCUGAUUCAGUGGAGCUGCUACACAGACUGUGAAGGGUCAGUGCUGACAUGUAAACCAGUGGAUGCUUAGUGUGAUUAGAAAUCGACCCCUGUCCAUCAAAUAAACCAGACACUGCCAUGAAUCUGAUUGGGUGGUCAGACCAAUUGACAUGUGGAGAUAAAAUGAUUUGUCAUCUAUUGAGUAGAAAAUGAAUUGGCUUUCAAAUCCAUAUCAGUAUUUUAAUUGUAUCAUUAUGAGUUGAGACUGUCGCCUCUCUCAAUCAUCAUGUGACUCGGCCCUUUUUCAGAUUGGGUUCUGCUCUCCUCUUAUCUUAUAAUACCUUUUGAUCUUUUUUUUUCUCCUUACAUGCCUCGGGGUUUAGUCCUAUCAAAGGUGUACUUGCUUUUCAUUAUGAUUCUCUACCGUGUUCGAAGGGAUGACUUAGACUUUGAGGACAGCAUCACUCAGUAAUAUACAUGUAGUGCGGCUCGCUCUAUCUGUGCGUGCAAGCAUGACAAAUCUGUGUCUAAUCAUGUGGUUGAUGCCUGAAGUGAGUAUAUCUGUUGCAUGGACAAUUUAAUGCAAAAAUGCGCUGGGGCCUGCCUGUAAGAGAGCCACACAUGUUAUUUCUGAACAUAUAGCAACCCUACAGCAGCUUUAGUGUCACGUUGCCAUGGUGUAGUUCUGAGAACCUCACUGAUGCCAUGAUUAUAUGUACUACACUGUAUAAUUUAUUGUAAUAUUGUUUCAUAUGGACAAAUUCAUCAAGUUCAUACCUUGUUUCUUGCUCUUUUGCAGAUAUUUCCAGGAUAUCACACUACACUGGUGAGUACCAGGCAACUCAUAGUAAAAACUAAACUUUCCAUUCUAAAAACAUACAGACCAUACUAACAUACUUAACGCAAUUCAUACCUGGAAGUUUUUCUCUUUAAACUUGCAAUGCAAAGGUUGCUAACACACUUUUAUGAAAUCCAUAUCAAGUUUUGACCAGAAUCGGUGUAAUGUUGUUAUAGUUUUAACCACAUAAUGUAAGAAAAAUAUCUUGUCAUGAGGUACACAGUUCCUUGGUUCUGCUUUAUAGGAAGAAUGGAGGUUGAACUGGAUAAUUUUGUACGCAUAGAUGAGACAUUUUUAUAGCCCUCAGCUCUAGUGUCUCUCCAUGGCUGUUGCUAGGUAACUGUUCAUCCUAUGUUUUCCAUGAGUGUGCUAUAUAUUUGAAGCUGUGCUUGAACUUGUCAUUCCUGAAAAGAGCAGAAACUGAAUUUAUUAAUUGCUGUUAAAUGUUCCAUGGCCCUAAAAUGGGAAGUCCGUGUUAGCAGAGUGAGCUGAGGUUAAAAUUGUGGUAGACUGAAACUGAUAAUGAGGUGAUGACUUCUAACCUUGGUAGAAAAACAUAUAGCACCUGGUGGUCACAUCCUUGAUAAAGUGAACUUCUAUAUGCUCACAUAGGGUUCACACUUUCAUUGGUAGAUUGAUUACUAAACAUAUCAACUAGCCUUGGUUGCGGUUUUGACCCUGGCAUAGGGCUGGGCAAUAAAAUGAUAAUGAUAUAUAUCAAAAAUUAAUUUCCCUCAGUAUCGAUAUGAAACAUGGUCAAUAUGCCUUUCAAUAGCCGGCAUUCUGCCAUGUUUUGGUAGACUACAUGAAUAGCCAGUGAAAAGUGGUGUUGCUCUGGGCCCGCACCGCACUAAACCAAUCAUGUGUAUGUCAUUUUCUAAUUCAGAACCAAGUAGCAAACAACUGCGUAGUAGCAGGCUGCAGCUGCAUGCAACCAUAGCACUUUAACAUGUGUUGCCGACAGCACUGUCGGUGAGAAAAAAUAGAAAAUGAGUGCUACCCCCAACAGAAAUGCAGAUGAAGGCUCAAUAGAUGAUGACAUUGUCGGCAACACUGGCACAAAAUUAUCAAUGGUGUGAAGGUAUUUUGUUUUUUUUGAGGUUGGACAUGAAGCAGAGUGUUGUGCACUGCAAAUGUCGAGUACAUGUUCCCGCCAAGUCAGGGAACACCUUAAAGCAUUUUCACCACCUGAAGCAGCGCCACGCAGCAGAGCACGUGCAAUGCAAAAGGUUGCAAACCCCAAGCAGAGCAAGUGCGGAGCAGCCCAUGGUGCUUGUGCAGCCGACCAUUCAGUCUGCUUUCUCUAGCGCAACGCGUUACGACCAAACGUUGAAGAGACACAAAGACCUCACAGAUGCAGUAGCUUAUUGUAUUGCAAAAGAUGCACUGUUAAAUUUUAUUUGAGAGUAACCAGGAACAUUUAAAACUGACAAAUGAUUCUUUUUAAUAUUGUGAUAUAUAUCGAUAUCGACUGAUAUCAAGAAAAAUAUCCUGAUAAACUUUUUUUCUGUAUCGCCCAGCCCUACCCUGCCAGGGUAGGGCUAGGCUGAAUAGAUAUGGGAAGAUUGAUGGAUGUACUUCAUUGAUUUCAUACAGUGUACUUCAGUGUGCUACUGGAAAGAAGCUGUGAUGUUAAAAUGUGUACAGCUUUCAUUGGCAUUACAGUGCUGAUACAGUGUUUUGGUUUAGCACCAAAUGCAAUUUUUACAUCUUGUUAACAAAUUAAAAGACCAAGGAUACAUCACUGUACUAUUCGAAACACACUGUGUCACCAAAACAAUGAAGUUAUCAUGAUAAACUUUAAAGAUAGUCUUAAUAUUGUGUGUCCUGGUAUUUGAUUAAAAAAAAACAAACAAAAAAAAAACAGUUUGGAACAAAAUACAUUUUUACUUUCACAACAACAGCCCCCCUGUUGUGCUAGAAACUGUGAUUAUACCAAAUGGAAUAAUAGACAUUGUGUAGUGUCAAAGUCUGCAAAGGGAGCAGAGUGUGCAUGGAUGGAUCAACAAAACAUUGAUUCUGAACAUAUGUGACCAUCAUUUUCUUUAUGCAUUCCCUUGAUAAUUCCUGUAGUAUCCUGGUAGUUUCUCUUGCAGCUGUGCCCAAAAUGAUCCCCAAACUUUAACCACAGCUUUUAGAGGCUGAGUGCAGUAGUCAUGCUUUUUUUUGAUACUCAUAUAAAGGGAAAGCUAGCUGUUGGCUACUCUAGAUUGAUCACUGCUUAUUUGGGGGUGCGAUAAAUGCUUAAGCAUUUAUUUAUUUUGAAUUUUCUACUUUUUAGAAGACAUGUUGCAAAAUCAAGAUAUGUUUAAAGCAUAAAGAACGGUAGAUUGGGAUGAGACACAUGAGUCAAUGCUGAUGUGCAUCUUUCAGUUUUUGUUUAUUUCAACCACCCAAAGUUCUUAUUAAAAUUUUGAACUGUGUUAUGAGACAUUGCACAUUACUUAUUGUCUAUGUAAAGUGCAGGCCUUCUGCAGCUGAAUACAUUUACAAUAUAUACUUUACACUAGUGUGUAUCACACAAAACAAUCCCAAUAUAAAUGCCAGUAUUUUGGAGCUGGAAACUUUUCUCGGAAGUUCUCAAGAUCAUUCUGUCCUUUGGCACAUCGUAGAGAUUGAAUUUCAGAGUGCUUUAUUGUCAAUGAGGAGCUGGCAUGCUGCAGGAGCAGGUGAAAUAUGUUAUGGGAGGAGGAGAGGAGAGACAGCCGGCACAGAGUGAGGACAGAGGGCAGCAGAGACCUGCUAGAGGGCAGUAGACACAGAGGAGGAGGGCGCUUGGUGACAAAACAGAAGAAAACCAGUGUUGAAAAGGGGUCAAAGAGUGGAAUGUAUGUUUUCUCGGGUAAACUCUAAUCCUGCUAACACCUUAUGUGUAUGUGCUAGGUUUGUGUGUUCAUGUUGAGUACCUGUUUAUAAAGUCAGCGUGCUGAUUAAGACAGAGCUCCUGUUAUCCGCCCAAUCAGCUCUGCUGCUUCGCACUGCACGAAAUCUUAAUGAUCAUUUUUACUUCUCUUCCUACAUUCUCUCAUCCUCUUCCCAACAAAACACACACGCACGCACGCACAAACUGCGCAUGCACACACCCACAUACAUAUAAACAUCCCCUCCCUCCCUCCCUCCCUUCCCUGUUUGGUUCCAGUCAGUGAAGCAGCUUUCUUGCAGCGUGGUCACAGCAGCCCACUGUACAGGAAAAAAACACACCAGAGGAGAAACAUUUGUUUUAAACAUUCACAAACUUGCUCGGAGUGUUGUUCCCUCAAACCCACGCUCCCUUUGUUUUGCUUGCUCCCCUACAUAAUUUUACACACACAAACACGUACCUGCUAAGCCGUGCAUGCAUAGACACUGUAUAGAACAGCCCCUCUCUGUCCACACAUACUCUCUCACUCUACAGUCUCCUCGGUGCACUCAUUCCACUGCUGAAAGAUUGCGCUAGAUAUACAGUUAGUGUGUGUGUGUGUGUGUUUUGCUGCGGCAGUGUGCGUGUGUGGGGAAGAUGUUGUGAUCUAGCUGCUUUUCGCGCUGCUCCAGAAGGAAGCUUUGAGAAGCCAGACUGAACGACACACAGCUGAUUAAUUUCAAAACAGAUGAGCUACAUUUUUCUCACAUUUCAGCCUUUUUCUCGCUUCGGGCUUCUCUCUCUCUCUCUCUCGCGCUUUUUUCUUUCUUUGGCUCCACCUCUCCCUUCAGGUUUCUGUCACUUUAUGUUGCUGGCUGACAUCAGACACCUGCUCUGACCUGGUUAACUCCUGCGGGCUCAGAGCAUUGUGGGAAAACCACGGAGGAUAUGAGGCUUAGAAUCUCUCUGAGGGUUCCUGACUUUUUUUUAUCAUCUUGCUGUUCUUCCUCUUUUCAUUCAUAAUUUCAGUUCAGUCAUUCUUUUAACUUGAAUUUAUCUUUUUUUUUGCUCUCUAUCCACCUCUCCCUCUCUUGCUCUUCUUUCUCCUUCCUGCCUCGGUCACUUUCAUCUCCCUCACCCUCACUGUGCUCCAUCUCUCGGCGUCCCUCUUUGCCCUACAUUUUUUUUUGUCACUGAUGCAAGAUCUCUUUUUCUUCUUCUUUUCAUCUGGCUUGCCAACUCAGUUGGACAACAGUGUGGAUUUACUGAACAAAUCUGCCACCUUUCUUGGAAAAUAGUGCUUUGAUGUAAUCAUAAGGAGUCCUACUUUGCCAGGAAGGGAUGUUGGAGUUAUUUUUGCAGCCUGGAUGUUUGACGGACAUUGCACCUCAAGAUUUAUGGCUGCAGGGAAGCUGCCUUCCUUGAAUUUCCCAUCAAGGACUUAUUAAUUAGAUCAGCAGCUCCAUACCCGUGACCCAAAUUUAAUAUUUCUUGAGGAUUUAUUGGACUGCAGGACGGCCUAAUGCAAAGAGAAAUGGUCCACCACCAACCGCAGGAGCCAGGCUUCAGUGUCUCUUUUAGGAAGCCUCUAGUCUCCUCAAGUGUCCUGGAGCAACUGUCUUCUCAACCCACAAUAGGUUUGGUCUUCCUACAGUGAAGCAAAAUGAAUGAGUGUCUUUGCACUGAUCAUACAUACCAUAUCAUGUUGCGCAGUAGUAAAGGUAUUUUUCUGGGUUAAAGGUCGUGACAUGUAUUAGACGGAUUGAUUUCUAAGACUCGGACCCCAAGCCAGAUCCUCAAGUCCUGCAGUAAUGUGAUGCAGUCUUGUGAUCAGUGGCUUGGAAAACCGCACCAACUGCUGUACUUCCAUAUAUAUAUAUAUUUUUUUUUUCGUUGGUGUUGAGAUUUGUUGCAGAAGAAGUUCUUACUUCUGUUUUAACUUCAACUUGAACUUGUUCUGCUGGCUGGUCCACCGUGGAUGUGAGAAGCUGAGUCAGACCUCUAUCUCAGCGUUAUUUAAAGGUGAAGUCUUUGGGAGUAUCUGUGUGAGCUGGACUUGGACCCUGAUGAUAGAUGAGUGUAGUGGCUGCUGGAGGAUAAAGUAACAGUCUGGUAUAUUUUCUACCUCCUGUGGGGACUCGUGCUGUGUCAUCAGAUUUUACAGAACAAAGAAUAUUUGACAUUCUCCUUUUUCCUCGUACCCUGCUCUCUGCGUUAUCGGAGUUACUUAAAUCCCUGGGAUACUGGCUCGGAUCGAUUUUCUCUAUUAUGCUUCCUGUUGCCUUGCGAGGGGGAUAAAAGUUACACAAUGGAUACUGUCAUUGCUGUAACCAACUACAGCUGCAGCAAGACUUAGUUUAACCUUUGUUUGGAAACACUGAAGGAUAUCUUUAUUACUGUUUUCUUUAGCUGAAGAGACUUUUAUGCCAGAGAUUUUCCACAUCUGUAAGGAGCCAGAUUAUGAGCCAGUGUUAGUCUGAGGCUCUAUGCUGUUUUGGGGACCGUGCAGUUUUGUCUGGGCCGAGUGGCCAGACCCUGAAAAGCCCCAUCUACAACAAAAUGGAGAGCAGCGGCUGCAUCCCUCUGUGCUGGAGCAAAGGGGCCUGCAUCUACGCACAGCAUCCUCUUCCAAGUAUGUAUUCACAAGCUAAUCAGUAAUAACAUAGCAUGUGCCAGCUGAAUACAGACUUGUGUACUCACAAAUAAAUGGUGUGUUCGCUCCUGUAAUUUUGUUCCUCAUGUCAGCAUUGAGUUUAAUUUAGGAUUUGAAAGUUUUCCUUGUAGACGGUGUGCCUUUUUUCUUCAUUAUCCUCAUCAGUUGUUUACUAUUUCCCACUUCCUUGAAAUCAUUUUGUUGUUCUGCCCAUCACUUUUGUUAGAUUGAUUUAAUCAACUUUAAGUACGGAUGACUUCUGCAUGACAAAGUCUUAAUGAGACGGGGCGAUCAUUGCUCUAUUGUCUGGGUUCUGUCCUCAGAUUUUAUCCUCUCUUUCAGUCAUUUUUAAUGACAGUUGAAGUCAAGUAAGGUUCCUGACUGUAACUUAUUAACAAUUUGCUAUAUCAGCUCGUUUCUAUUUCUAGAGAAUAAAAAGAACAAAUUGCUGCAUGACCAUCUUUCAGACAAAGGAAUAAUACUUUGUUUUGAUUUCCCCAGCAGGUUCAUGUCAAAAUGUCCAAAAACAGUUUAUUAAAAUUAACCAGAAGGUCGAUCCAUAUAGCUUCAUUUCUUCUUUUGAUUGAGCUGCCAGAGCAAAAUGAACAGUUUUGAUUUGAGCCUUUGUCUGAACAACAAAACCUGAGCUGUUAAUUGUUACCUGUAGUAUGCCAGGCUCUCAGUCGUUCUGAGCUGUAAUUUGGUGCAAGUGUAACACUGUGUGGGGAGAUGGGAGAAGAGAGAACACACACAUACAUGUGUACACACUCAGUGCAAGAAAUUUAGUUUGUUUUGUUUACUAAAACAUGGUAUUAUCAUGGAGGUGACAUUGAGACUACUAUUCAACGGUGCUUUGUAUGUGUAUUUCUAGUUUGUGUUGUGUGUAAAGAUUCACAACAGCGCUUUUCCUCUCUCCCAUGGUAUAGAUAAUGCGCAUCCUUGGCAAGAUUGAGGAGAGUGUAGUCGUGGGUGGGGGGGGGGGGGCAGAGGAAAUUGUUUGAGGAUGAGAGAAAGAUGAGAAGGAGGAAGGGAGGGAGAUGGUUCAAUAGGACGGGAGGAUAAAAUGGAGAUGUGAGAUGAGUGGCGGGAAGAGAUGAAGAGGGGAGGAGAAGAAAAGAGGAGCAGAUGAAGGGGGAAAGGACGGAAAGAGAAAGAGGGGUUAAGGAUGUUUGUAAGGAGCAAAAGAAGAAGAUAAAAGAGAAGAUAAAAUGGUGUAAAGACAUGGACAAAUGUGCAGAAUGAACUACUGAAGAAAAGAGGAAAGGAUGCAGAAAAAAAAAGGCUCCCCUAGGAUUGCUCUAACCCCAGUAACCCAGAUACAAGUGAGGCGAGGAGAUAAACUGUCCUUCUGUUGGUACAAUGUGACAGAGCUCCACUCAUGCCCAGUGUGGUUUAACAGGCUGAGUGUCGCUCACUGAACCCCCACUGAGAGAGAGAGGAGCUGGUGGGCCUGGCAGACGCCUGCUCCCCUCCUGGCUGCCUGCAUGGCCUAGUUGAUUUGAUUCCUCUCCUUUUCCUCUAUUCGAGUGUGUGAAGACAUGCAUCAUGUGGGGAUUUAGUGCAGUUAUGCUGCUGAGCAGAAACUGGUGCAGUGAGAAAUGGUGUCAUUUGUCUUGUGUUAUGUAGUGCGCAGUUUCAAGAGGAAUUUAUGUACUGCAAGAUUUUGUAGGAUGUAGUGUUGGGUAGCUUAAGGUUGGAAUUUUGUUUUAAUUUUUUAAAUGUAGCCUUUUAAUGCCUGAUCAAGAAGUGCUUCUUUAGCAGUGUAAAAACCACGAGUCUUAGAAAAUAUUUUAUUUUGUAAACUUUUAUUGACAGAAUUUGUAUUACAGCAUAUGAAUACUUUAACCGUAACUACAAUAAAACAUGAUUUCCUCUGGACAUUGUGUUGAACAAUACAUCAUUAAGUCAUUUUUUGUUUUAAGCUUUGAACAAUACAUAUUAAAUCCGGCCAACUAUAAUACAUAGUUACUGGUAUUAGCAUACAGGCACCCUUUGAGUAACAAUUUUUAGGAUAAAUUCCCCUGAAAAACACGUUCAUCCUGCAUUCCUGUCUGUGUGUGAUAUAACCGCAUUUACAUCACAAAGUAGCGGCUUGCACUCACCAUCUUUAAUAGGAUUUCUUCAAGCUGUUGGUAUGUAGACGAGAAAAACAUGUAUGCAGUUUUGUGUCACUGUGUUUUUUAAGUCAGCGUUCGUAGUUGUGUAUUACAACAUUUCAGUGCUAAAUAAGUAAUAUUCUGAUUGUUGACUGAGAGAGCAGUAGUAGCAGAUGGCUGACUGUGACUCUAGCUCCUCUGGUGCAACUGCUUCUAUUUUAAAAAACGAGCUGCAGUCAAAAUAAUGCCCCCAAUACAUUUUUUAGUGUGGUCCUCUGAGACGAGGCGUGAGGGCUUGAUAUGAACUAAAGAGAGAAGCUGGUAGAACAAGUAAAAGUAGGUGUUGUGCAAUUGUAUCACUAAAUUUGUGCACUCUUGACAGAAUUGAAGAUAAUGCUUUGACUAUCCCCUCUUGUAUACACAGUGCUUCAGAGUUUCCCUUUUAGGUCAAGUUUUUAGAAUAUAUGGCAUUUUUUUGAUUACACAAUAAACAUUAAACUGAAAACCUGAACUCUGACCAGAGCUGUCAGUUCUUUGGGUUUUGAGAUUGAAGUAGUGGGUUUAGUUGUGGGCACAAUGUGAAACUGAAGUGCUCUUUUGGAAUAAUUUAAAAUGUUUUUCAGCAAAUUCAAUUAAGUCAGGAUGAAAACUAACUUCGUAAUUUUAUGUAUGUUUUUCUUUGUAUAAAUAACAGCAAAAAAAAAAAAGUGUGUAGAGUAUAUAAAAGUGAAAUACAAGCCAGCAGCAAAUACUGAUUACAAAUUCAAUGUGUUGUGUAAAAUGCUCUUCAGCAGCAAAAGCACAAGGCCCAUCUGUCAGACAAAACCACACGUAGGUAUUUACUUUUCCAAAAAUCACAAAGCUGUGUUGAAAUUACUGAUGAUACCCUUUUGAAUUCAUCAUGGUUGUUGUUUUCAGUCCUAGACAAGUUGUUGGCAAGGUAACUGGUACACUGAAAUGAUGCUGUGGUGGUCAUAAUGGACUCACAGCAGUGUUGUUCUCUGUUAAAAGCCUCCAUGAUAAUCUAGGAGUACUGUAGCCUCAGUCGUAGCAUUAAUUAGAUGAAUAUUAUAGUACUGUGCAGAGAGGGACAUUUGUAAUCUGAUCUUUUAAAACCCUAAGAAACAUCAUACGCUCUACUGAAAUAUACACUGGGCUACUUUGUCUGCUUUACUAAAAAAAUAUUAACUCCUAGUCGUAGUGUUGUCACAAAUGUUAUCAAAAUUGGCAGAAAUGGGUUAAAAAAAAUAUAUGCACAUCUGCAGAAAUCCAAUAUUGUGCUUUCCUAAGAUUAAUGUUACUAAAAAAUUAGAUAAGGAGGUGGAGGAGGAAGUUUCAGUUUCAAACAAGAACUCCAACAAACAUCACGGCAAAGUUUUUGCUUUAUACCCCCUGAAAGAAUACUAUAUACUAUUGAUACAGCAUUUUGUUAAGAGUGAGUACAGAGUAAAGUAAUCAGAAACAUCAUGUCCUCCUUUACACUUGUGCCGCAGUGAUUGUGCACAUGCACACACAGGCGUGGGUUUCUCUGUCUUUCUUUGAAGAGGUAACUGUCGGUCAAACCCUGGAAAGCGCUGAGCCAACUUUCCCUGCUUCGGUCUCCAUAUUCCCAAUUCUCUGGUUUCCUCUGUUCUCUAUCAGUAUCCCACUGUGGCCUGAAUGCAACACAGAAUGCGAAUGCCGAAUGCAGUGACAUAUACUUACUUCGGCUUGUUACUGGCAGCGAAUCACAGAGCGUAAAAACACGGCAUGAUUGCUGAAUUUAUCUCCAUAUCAACUGGAUUACAUUAGAAGUCAUCUAGAAAGGUAAUUAGAUCUUAUCUGAGCGCUAAAUAUUGUGUUAGAUGAUGGGGAAGAUCACCGUUUUUGUAUUUAAUUGUACAUGAAAUCCCCAGUUAUAAACCAUACAUACAUUCAGCAAGCCAUACUUUUAUCCUUUUGUCACCCCAUAACAGCCAGAUUUUACAGUCAGCUAAAACGACUUACUGAAGCAAGAAUAACUCCGCAAAGCCUUUAGGGGUAGCCAGGGUUUGACAGCGUGACACAAGAGGCAGUGGAGAGAGUGUGUCUGGCAUAAGAAUAAGAUGUGCUGAGAUGAGCUGACAGUAAAAAAACACAACAUCAAAGAGAGUGAACAGGUGAAAGAGGAGACCUAAGGCGAAGAUGUGAGGAACAGCAUGGUUUGUGUUUGAGUUUGCUUGAGUCUGGUAGUUAACACAGGAUUGCCCUGUGAAGCACAGUAGUGGAAACAUUGCUACUGUAACCUCAUACUGUGAAACAAAGUAAACACGGAGCGAGCUAUUUUUUUUUUUUUUUUCACCUGCAGUCAGAUUUUUAUUUAUUUAUUUAUUUUCGCUUCUCGUGAUCUGUGGUUUAUUUGUGAGCUCAUUAUCAAAAAGUUUCAUUUGUUGUUUAGGCUACCAUGCAACUGCAGCCUCUACCGUGGACAUCAGUUUGUGCGUGACAUUUUUCCAGUCUCCCAGCAGCAGACCUCGGUGUGUCAGAGUUUGCUAGCACCAGAUUUGGAGCUGCAGAUUUGCAUUGAUGCAGCUGGUUGUAAUAAUGCAAAUAAUACUCCUGGUAUGGGGCUUGGUCCUGCUUGUCAUAUAUUUAUCACAUGACUAGACAGGUUUGCUACAUACUUUUUCAGCUGGCUGUUAAUGUCAGUGAUUUACAGGACUGAGUGUUUGGUUAAGUAAGUGUCUGGUUGUCCAGUUUGUCCACAGUGUUUCCUUUACUGGCUGAGAAUCUGUCCAUGUAAAAUCAUCUGGUGAAUGCAAAGCUGCUUUUACAUUGGCUCUUUAGAAUGAGUGUGUAUGAAGUAACAUAAAAAUGUUUAUAACAUGUCUUUAUGAUUAACAGUGUAGCCUCUGUUUGUUGUCUUCAAACAUCCAGAUUGUCAUCUUGAAUGACGUUGGUUAGUUGGGGGCUCUUAAAGUUGGUGUUUUACUCUUUUGCUCCCAGUCUGCCAUGUGUUUGAAGAAUUUGUACAACAGUUUUUUUUAACUUACCCUUAUCCCACAUUUUACAGAGGCUGACUUUCAUUAACCUUCACUUUUAAUGGUUAGUUUUUACAAAGUCAGAUCACGUAACGUCUUUCUGUCUGUUUCCUCCUCUCUUUUCAGAAUAUGACAGCCAGUUAGCCCCAGCUGCAGCGUCGGAGUCAGGCAUGGCAUCGUCUUCCUACUUGGAGCCCAACCACAAUCACUCGGCAACGGGUGGUUGUGGGGUCAAAUCCCGCUCUGGGAUGUCUGGUGGUACCAGUGUUGGUACCAGCGGCUCUGCAGGGGGUCUUGAGCGGCCUCCUGGCUCCAUGGAUCGGGUCCUGAAAAUCUUCCAUUAUUUUGAGACAAACAGCGAACCCUGCACCUGGGCUAGUAAUAUUAGACAUGGGGAUGCCACUGAUGUCAGGGUAAGACACACAACCAUUUCCAGACUUCCAGGCUCCUUGGUCACCGUCUCCCUGAUUUCCACUUCCUUCUUUGUUGUCUCCACAGGGUGUGAUCCAAAAGAUAGCAGAGAUUCACAAAUUGCGCUGUGUGUCGUCUCUUGGCCUCCGUUUGACCCACCUGCACUCUGAUGCACUUCAUUGGUUACACCCUGAUUUGGGCGUUUCUCAUGUCAGGGAGAAAUAUGAGAAACAGCACCCCCAGGAGGAGUGGAGGUAGAGUUACAACAUGAUUGAAUGUUUAACACUAACUCAUUAUCAAAAAGAUGUUUUUCCUUUUCUCAUGAGAGGUACGGGAGAUUGAAGGGCUUGUUUUUUUUUUUUUUUUUUUUUUUUGCAUUACCUUUGUCUAUAGUAUAGACACAUAGCUGCUGGUGAUACUUACUGGACAACACAAACCCAGUACCGUGCUGAUAUUAAACAGCAGGUCUGUUACCAAAAAAUCCCCUUAGAGGGGAGUAAAGGAUGGAUUGGUUCCACAAAUAUGUCACUCUAUAAGAGCUCCAUUUGACCAUACAUAUACUACUCUUAAUAGAUGUGUCAAACGUAUUUUGGUCAGCCUAAGUUGUUAGCAGUAGCUCGUGCCGCUCCUAACAUAUUCCCAAUAAAACAGUUUAAAUUAGAUUAAACAACUGACCUUAAAUACACUCAAGCACUACAGCAUAAAAGUGGUACAAUUUGUCUUCAGUAUUUGACAUGUGUUGCCCCUUGAGUUAAAAAAGUACUCAUGCAAUAUGUGCCCUCAUUCAUCCAUGUUUCCCAGUUGUAUUUACAGAGAAAUAAAUUACUCGAACAGUUGGAGUUUAUUUAACCUAAACUGGUCAAUCUCACAUCAUUACAUGUGCAUGACUUGAAUGCAAUGGCUUGUUUGUGCAGACCCCAUUUGUUGCCUUUUUAAUGCUUUAAUUUAAAGAGCCUCAUUCAUCUGCUGUGUUCGUCUCAUUUAUCUGUGUUGUUUGAAAGACCCGCUGUCCCUUUUUAGCCUAACUCAAACUUUGCUGGCUUUUAGCCAUCUGCUGUCCAUAUUGUUAACGGCUCCUCUUACAAUUUAGCCCAUUGUCCUACUGUUGAUGUGUUACACCCAAAGCCAUUAAAAUUGAAAUGAAUUCAAACAGAGAGGCUUGUUCACACCGCUAACAUGCUGUGCAGCCCCGCCAGUUGUUGCAGCUCUGUCUCGGAGGGCUGCAGAGCUGCAAGCCCACAGGAGCUUCUGCUGCUGCCAAGCUAUUGUUAGAACGGCAGAAGUAGCCCAGGGGAUGAACUGACUCUAUCUCACUCCUCUCACGCUCCCUCGCGUGUUUUCUCUCAUUCUGUCUCGUUCGCUCGCAGUUGCUCCUUUUUACUUUGAUCUUUCUCUCCAUCCUUCCCUCUCUUCAUCUCUCACAUCUGUGCUCUCUUUCUUACCCAGCUCUCUUCUCUCUCAAACAUGCAUCCUUUGCUCUCUUCUCACACUCUGUUUUUUUGCGUCAUUCAUUAUAGAACGAGGAUGUUUUAUUCAUUGAAUCUUUUGAUUUUCCUUUGUUGCCUAACUACAGGCCUGUAGCAUUAUGGCAGCAUGAGCUUCACUACUCUGAUGACCCAUUUCUCUCAACUACGGUCACAGCAAUAUGUCAGUCAUAAAGUAAUAUGUCACCGUAAACAAUGAUGGCCCAUCUGGGGACGACUGUGUCACAGCUGACUGUAAAUUGUAAUAGCAGGAAUCUCAUUAUACUUGAUGAUAGGACAAGGUUAUCACUUUCAGUAAGUUCACUGUCAGCAAAAAAACAAAAGCCCAUCCUACUGAGCCACCAGGCAAUAAUGAGGAGAAAAGAGCAUCUUUCAGCCUCAAGACUUUGUUUCAACACAGGAGGUGUUGGCGAACAGCCACCCUGCUGAGGUGACUUUGGGCAAGACGUAAAAUCUUCUGCUGCAUGAGGGUUGUUGUUAAGCCAACAUGUACGCAAAGCUGCCUGUAAGGGUAGAAGAGAAGUGAAGAAAAUAAUGCAAGAAAUGUGUCAAAGUUGACUGUGUCUGCAAGACCCAACUAUUACCUACUUAUUACUCAUAAGUGCCUAUUCAUUAUUUUGGUAACUUUUAUUGCUGUAAGCGUUUUUAGUAUAUUUCCAGUAAUUCACUUUGCAGAAACUGACAAAUGUUUGUGUUAUAGUAUUAUUUUUCAGUGAGUUUCACUCAAAAAUCUUGACCAGAUACUGUUUGUUUUCCAGCUCUUAAACACUAAACAGGCAGUCUCACGUCUUCUUAAAGUACAAGUUUUCUCUCAUCUAUUCACUUGUUACCAUGAGAUGAAUUUACAAAGCUUUUGAAAACUGAUGUUGAAAAGGAAACAUCUUAAAGUGUAGCACACCUCCAUCUCUGUAAAAAAAAGUGCUUGUUUGUUAUAACCAAAGACAUCUAACUUCAACUCUGAGAUAGUCUUGCUUUUUACUUCAGUGAAUCUCUAGAUUCGCCAUAUUGGGGGGCUUUGAAAUGCAUCAAGCUCUGUUUGUGUCAGAUAUGUGUAUGAGUAAGCAUGCUUGUCAUGUCUGUGCAUCAGACAGGCUGAAUAUUUGGAAGCUGAAGGUUAUUUCUUUCCCUGUGUGGGUGCAGACUCUGCUGUUAUCUAGCCAAACGGUUUAAUGUCAUCCUCAGGUAUGAGCUGCGGAUGCGGUACCUUCCUAAAGGUUACCUUAGCCAUUUCUCUGAAGACAAACCUUCUCUCAACUACCUCUAUCACCAGGUGAGAAAACACGACACGAUCAGCUAAAAAGUGCAAAAAGAAAUCUCUUCUGCUAGUGUGAUAAUGCUCAAUAAAUUUGAUUAACUUUGUAUUUUGUUAUUUUUUUAACCUCUUCUUAUUUGUUUUAUUUGCUUUUUCACUUCUGCUCUGUCACUAAAACUGAAAAUUGACGUGUCAUUCUGGUGUUUUGGGAUUAUCAUACAACAAAGCACAUUUGCUUUAUUGUCAAACUACCUUAAAGCAGCAUUGGUGUAAAAAAUGUUUUGUUGUCACACUCUGUUUCUCCAGGUAAAAAGUGACUACAUGCACCAUAUAGCUGAUCAGGUGGAUCAAGAUGUUGCUUUGAAGCUGGGCUGUUUGGAAAUCAGGUAAGAAAGACACAUACAACAGUUUUUACCACACAUCUGUGACAAAAUUAAAAAAGAUAAUCACAUCCUCUAAUGUUUUCUUAACUGUAUCUUCUUCUGUUGGGGAAUUUUGUAGGAGGUUCUUCAGAGAGAUGCCAGGAAAUGCCCUGGACAAGAAAUCUAAUUAUGAACUACUAGAGUAAGAGAGAUUUGUUUUCGUCCCCAUUAUUCUGCUGUUUAUUUGUGUUGAAGGUAUUUGACUAGUAAAUGUUGUGUUCAUGUCAUUUUUAGAAAAGACGUUGGUUUGAGAAGGUUCUUCCCAAAAAGCCUGCUGGACUCCUUAAAGGUGGGUCUAAACCACUGUUAAUGUAGAAACAGAAAAUCUGAUCUCACAGGCUAAAAGUCUCAUUCAUGUUCUGCCCCAGCAUAACAGAGGUGGAAGGAAGUGACUUUGGGAAUCCUUGUCUCAUUCGGUCGGAUAGAUUUGACUCAGCCAUCAACUGAACGUCUGGCAGACCGAUUGAUGACAAAAUAGAUUUCUAGCUAAUUACCUGAUGAUCUCAUUGACUGGGAUUAAAUCAAUCCUCCUGUUGUCACUCACAAAAGGCCUUAUCAGUUGUCCUCCUAAGCUGUUGGCUCGAACCCAGACAGACUAAACCCCGUAAAUGUCUUUUUUUCCUCUCCGUGACAACCUGACAGGCAAAGACUCUCCGUAAGCAGAUCCAGCAGACGUUUAAGCAGUUUGCAAACCUCAAUGAUGAGCAAAGCAUCCACAAGUUCUUUGAGAUCCUUUCACCCAUCUACCGCUUCGACAAGGAGUGCUUCAAAUGUGCUCUGGGGGUAGGUUAAUGUCGAUGAAAUAUGAUGCAUCUAAAACUAAAUGGUGGACUUUAUUUCAGACAUUUUUAUAAACCAGGAGGAUAUGAGAGUUGAGUCUAUUUAGCAUUGCCAUAAGGAGUGGAUCGUAGUCUUAAAUUUAGUUGGCGUGCCAGAACUAGACAAGGCAAUUAAAGUAUUCAGCAUUUGUUCCACUGGCAUACUAAAUAUCAUCAGUAUUUUUAUAAUCUUGCUUUGCAUUAGCUGUCAGCUACAAAAUGUAAACCUUCCUCUAUCCCAGAGAGCGUGUCGUGUAGAAAAAAAGAAUAAAACAGAUGAGUGGUUACAUGAUUUCAAUAUUUUAUUUCUGCUAGUAUGAUGUAUAGCUAAUAGAGCGGGCUGAUUUGAUGAAGUGUGACAUGUUGUUCCUCUCUCUUUCUUUCUGCUUCAGUCUAGCUGGGUAAUAUCAGUGGAGUUAGCUAUUGGUCCAGAGGAAGGAAUCAGCUACCUCACAGAUAAGGGCUCAACGGUGAGUAUGCAUGCAAGCAACUCAUACAUCAGAUUGAGCUUUGUAGCCAAUGACAGAUCCGCUGUUUCACAUUUCUGUUACUUAAAAUUAUUGCCUGAUCAAUACAUCUAUUCUUACAAACAGUUAUCAUUAUUUUGAGUGUGUGCUUUAGGCUGAUUAUUUAAACGGUUCAAUGUCAACCCACUCUGCUGCUAUCCACUGGUUUACUUUUUGGCAAGUUUUUCUGUCACAAGUUGAAAUGGUUGCUGAAAUGUCAGCGUGCAUGUGGUCUGUUAUUAUAAAGCAGAUAUGUGCCGGACGAAGGCACGUUCCCGAUAAUAUGAUCAAAGCAUAGCAGCCACAGGGCUUCAUAUGAGUUAUGAAAUUUUAACUUAAUGAGACAGGCUGCCUGUCAAAAUGUCAAUAAUCAAUUCAAUUAGUUGAUCUUUGCAAAUAAUAAAUGAAUCAAACUUUGCCCUGUAUCCUUCCCUCAUAAACUUAAUGACUUUGGUUGUUGUGUUUAGUACUCAAAAGGUGUGGCUACUGUGGUUGUAGAUGUUAUAAGAAGAGACAUGUAAUUAUUCAAUUAGAGUAAUUGUAAUAACAGAACAGUUUACAGAACAAUUUAACCUUGUGUAUUCUUUCUUGGACAACAUACAAAGUCUUCUGAGAAGAUAAUAUCCAUUGAGCAGAGUAGAGGAAGGUGCUGUCAUUGUUUUGUGUAAUUAUAUGUAAUUUUGACCUUUCAGUGUCUAUCUUUGUUUUUUUUGCAGCCUACACACUUAGCCAACUUUAACCAGGUUCAGUCCAUUCAGUAUUCCCCAUUAGAAGAGAAGGACAGGAAAGGCAUGCUGCAGCUCAAUGUGGCAGGAGCCCCUGAGGUGAAAACAUACACACACACACACACACACACACACACACACACACACACACACACACACACACACAGACUUUUUCACUGUUUCCUUCUCGAAUAAAAUUAUAGACCAAUAUAAUAUCAACAAUUGCGUUUUGUUUGAUUGUUAGAUGUUCUGUUUCAUUUGCAUGUUCACAGUUAACCAUAGAUUUACAAGAGUUCAGACAUUUUUACAGUCUGGUCCCUUUAAUUUUGCCUUAUUCUAAAACUAAGUGCAUUUGAUAGCCAUAACUACAAUUUUGCUUCAUAUUUGUUGGCUCGUAAAAUUUACAAUCAUAAAGCAAAUCUGUAGGAGAAAGAGGAUAUGAUGUCAGGGAAUGGGGCAAGCAACACAUGGGAGGGUGGAGGCUUGUGUAGCCAUCUGUACUUGAGUUUCAGUUUGUGUGUCUGUUCAGAGUGGGUGUGUAUGCUUGCAGCAGGCCUUACUACUGGAAAAGCAUGUGUGCAUCAGUGUGAGAGUGAGUGUGUGUGUGUGUGUGUGUGUGCCCGUGUAGAAGACAUUUCCCUAAUAAAGCUGUCAUUGUGUCACUCUGAAGAAAGUCUCUGUCCUACUCUUACACCCAUCCUUGUGUGUAUAUGUGCGUGCGUGUGUGUGCAGCCCCUCACUGUCACCACGGCAUCGCUGACAACGGCAGAAAACAUGGCUGACUUGAUUGACGGUUACUGCCGACUUGUCUCCUCAGCUACCCACUCUUUCAUUGUCAGAGUCCACAAAGGUAAGACAAACAGCUGCAAGAUGUUGAUAUCAGGGUUGUAUUCACUGGCAUUAUUAUGCCAUGGUUGCUCCAGUUAUGGUGCAGUUUAUAUGUUUUGUUUAGAUUGAAACCGUUACUCAAAGCAAAGAAUGAUCUCACAGUAUGAAAGUUGCCAUCAGCCUCUUUCAUACACUAGUCAAGUCUGAUUGUGGCUGUUGAAGCUGUCACACUAAAUCACCAGCCUGUCAGUGUAAAACUAGUCUUUUCUAAAAAUAACAAUAGCCACAAAGAAAUGGUUUACAGUGAUGUGGUGCUAACAUGAUGUGGCACCAGUCUGUUAUGUGUCUGGUUUAUGUGUUCAUUUUGUCUCUGCAGAGGGUGACAGAGCUCUGCCUUCCAUCCCCAAGUAAGUCAUCAGUUGUCUUUUUGAUUUAUUUGUUCAUCAAGAAAAAAAAGCGUUAAUUAUCUGUAAGACACAAAAGUGGUGUAGGCUGCUUGUAAUAAUGCAUUACAGCGUGACUUUUUGAAUCAAAACUUGAGUGGAAGUUUCUGCUGACAGAAGAAGUUUGAAUAUUAGUUAGUGGCUGUAGCAAAGAGUAAAUUCUUGAUGUGAAAGCCCUGAAAAAGCUUAUGUUGUUAAAGUGUCAAUUUGCUCAAGUUAUAGACAGCCUUUUGGUGUUUUUAGUGCUACAAUGUUUGACACUAUAAGACAGCACAUGACAGGAUGUGUGGCUUCCAUUCCUCUGCCUGUGCACUACUUAUCUCCAGAGCUGAUAAUGGGAGCUCAUGCAAAACAGGCUGGUCUAGCUUAAUGUGAGCCAAGAGUGAUUUUCUCAUCUCUUGUCCAGAGUUUCAAAUCAUGAGAGGCGAAUGGAAAAACGGAUGGACGGAGUACGAACCAGAGCUGUCUGUGUCUCAGGUAUAAAUUUCUGUCACUUUUUUUUCUCUCAGUUUUCCUGCCUCUUCUCUAUGUGUCUGCCUCUCAGUCUGCUGCUGUGAAUGUCAUGAAUGACAGAGACUGCUGUGAGUUAGAUAAAGGGUGCAUAGAUAUGUGUGUGCGAACCCUCUUUCCCCUAUAAAGCCUCAUCUGUGUGUGCAGUGAAGAGUCCUUGUCUCGCCAGAUGUCCCCAUGGAGAGCUUUAGUCACUCUGUCCUGACAGUCUACUGACCUCUGACUAACUCACAGCCAGGCUGAACUUAAUGAAAACUACUCUGAAUAUAGUGUUAGUUCAAUAAAAUCCUUUGCCUUUAUUUAUUUAACGAGUCCAACUAACUCUCCUUGUCUCCUUCUGUGCGUUUGUUUCAUGCUGCAUGUGGCUCCUGCAGGUCACACUAGUGGCGAUGGUAAACAACAUUCUUUCUCUUAACCCUCCUGAAUUAGUAACUCAGUGGUAUUCCUGCUCUGUGUGUCUACAUUUAGAGAUACUGUAUGUGUGUACACUAUCACCAUUUCAGCCUGAUCCAUGACUCAACCUGUUUUUCUUCUACUUGUUUCUGUGGAAAGAACAAACCUUUCCAUCCCUCCCCUUCCUCUCUCUCUCUCUCUCUCUCUCCUCUCUCUCUUUCUCUCUCUCUCUAUCGUACUCUUCUGCCCUACAUUUCUCAUGUGCUGCUGUUUUAUUGUACAUGAAAAUUUAAAGUGGGGUGCAUGUACUUGGAGUCGGGUAUGGUGACUGGUUUUUGGAAAGGUACUCCUGUUUGAUGAUUUGUUUCUGUUAUUGUUGGCGUUUUCACUCUUGUUGUCUGUGUAGGGGUGCUCUGAUUUCUUUUUACGUUGCAUGCAGUGAUUUUAGUCAUUUACAGUGCUCUUAUACCAGGAAAUGUUUUAGUUUCAGUUCAUGCUGGUACUUGUUCUGUUCAUAACCGAGCUUUAGGUGACUAUUGGGUCAGCUUGAAUUUUUACAGGUCUCUCUGGAAGUUUCCAGACUUGAGCUACUUGUCCAAUCUUUUUCUGUGUGUUGUCAAUAUUACUGAAAACUUAAUGUUUCUUUGCUUUCUCUUUUCUUUCCUACAUUGCGUUUGCUCUGAAGAAACAGACGACUACGCUGAGAUCAUAGAUGAGGAGGACACCUAUACCAUGCCUUCAAGUAGGUAGACACCCUGAAAUUUAUGAACAUUACUGACAGCUGAUAUGAAAGGUGGGCAGAUGGAGGGACACAGGUGUUUUGUGCAAAGGCUUAAAAGAUUUGUGUAGUACACUGUGGGAGUAAUUGUUCAUAAGGGCUCUGACAAGACAAUCUGCAGGCUUAUGGAGCGAGGAUUAAAGACCAUUAGGAGGCAUGAAUGUGUGUAUGAUGCUGUAAAUAAUAUUCCUGUGUCUCUGUGUUAAUUGAGUUGUUUUAGGUUUAGAUGAGGAGAGUCUUAAACCAUAAAAGAUUGUAAAUUCUCUUUUAAUUGCCAUCAUUUGUCUUGGUCCUAUCUUGUGAAUAUUUUUACAAAGGCAGCGAGCUAGCAGUUCUCCUCCCAAAGUAGAUAAUAGUAAAUCAUAUUUAAGUCACCUUGGAGACAGAUGAUAUUGUCAUUUCUGACAUCAAUUUAGAGGUUAACGCAAUAAUUCUCAGAAAAUCAGACUGAGCAUCAAGUGUUUCAGGUUAUCACUUUUCACCAUAGCGUACCUAAAGAUUUAACACUUGGAGCCUGAUUAGAUGUCAAUUCAGAUUUCAGCUGUAGAUUAUUUCUUUCUAGAGCAGUGGUUCUCAAGUCCAGUCCUUGAGGCCCCCUGUCCUGCAUGUUUUGGACGUUUCCCUGCUCCAACACACCUGAUUCAAAUGAUCAGCUCGUUAUCAAGCCAUUACAGAGCUUGAUAAAGUGCUGAUCAUUUGAAUCAGGUGUGUUGGAGCAGGGAAACAUCCAAAACAUGCAGGACAGUGGGCCCCGAGGACUAAACUUGAGAACCACUGUUCUAGAAUAUUCAAUGAAGAAUAAGUGGUAAAAUAAUGAUAGAGGUUUUUUGAGUGCCUUGUGUCUACUGCUGUCACAUGCAGUAGUUUUAUAUAAAAGGGGGAACCUCUUAAACCACGUCAUACUGUCUGUUUAUUAAUAGACCUCGGAUCUAUAUUUGUUAUAAUGAGCUGUCACAAGAUUCAAUAGUAAUAGGAGCUUCCUCAUUCUGCCUUUUCACACUAAUUUGCAAGUGUUUUCAUUAAAGUAAACAUUUGUCAAAUGGCUUUGUAUCAUGUUAAUUACUAUUCAAACUACAAGUGUCCUUGACAAAUGAAUGAAAGUGGAGGCUAAACGUGUCUCAGUUGCUGCCGUUCACCAGGAUUAAGACUGCUGUCCAUAUUAAGCUCAUUGCAGCCUGAAAUGCUACACAGGCAGCAUUUGAAGGCAGUAAAGAUGGGUAAUUUCACCAUAACAUACUAUGUUUGGAAACGGCGUGCAGAUUUAAGCAGAGGAUUCUUUUCCUGACAUAAUUACCCAUUUAAAGCACCUCAAAAUGUCGCCUAGGUAUUCUACACACAAACUGUGUCAUGCAAACACAUUUCAACUUGGCUUUGCUUUCUGACCAUUCAUGAAUAAUGCAGUUUAGCUUAAAGGUGUAAAGACACAAACACACACAGAAGAAAAAGAGCAAGAGAGCCAAAUAUCAGAAAUAAAAACACCAUAACCUCAACUGUCUCGCAUUGCAUGUAAAAUCUUGUUUGAUAACACUACUCUUUUCUAAUUCAAAUGACUUCAACUUAAUUUCUAGCUGUUAAUGUCUGACACACAAGCUAAGAAUACAUUGAUGUAAAUUUACCAGUUUUUCAUAUCUGGAUUUGGCAGCUCCAGGAUUUGUUGUAGUUUUUAGUCCUGGUCUAUGGUCACACCAAUAAAGCAAGGAUUAAUUUAUUCUUUAAGUUGCAUUGUAAGCACUUUAUACAUAAUGUCAAGCUGUGUGGAGUUGACCAAUUGUGUGUGUGAGUUCAAUAAAAAAAUAACUUUGCUUAAAUUAACUAAAGUAUUUUAACAGUGUUUUGCAGUUUUUAUACUUAGUUCUUAUGUAAAGUACUUAUAACUUAUCUGCAUCAUAGCCCCACCUACUGAACAGAAAAUAAUGUCAACAAUGAGAAAUAAAGAUACAGAACUACUGUACUCACAGUUAGUUAUUUCUGUCUCCCAUCACUAACUCGUUUUCCCAGAAUACUAUGGACUAGAUCAAGGUAAUAACUGGAAUGUACCAUGAGUCUGGAUGUUUUGUUAUGGCAGUUUGAUUUGGUUGUUGUUGUGACCCUUAUUUUAUGUUUGCCUGCAACUUUAAGAUGAAAUAUUUCUGUUUCUGUACGGUGGUGAUUUGACCCCCUUUCUCUUGAUGUCCAAUGUACUGUCAGUUCCAAGCAGUUUAAUGAAAGGUUCAAAACAGAAUCCUAGUAAUAAAUCAAGGAUUACCUGUAUAGAAUAGGCGUUUUGAACAAAAAGCAGGAUUGUAAGAUGGAUACUCCUGAAGCUUUUGAAAUCAUUUUCCUGCACAGGGACAAAGCUUGAGAAAUCUUUUGGUGCAUUGAUUCCAGCGUAUUCCUAUUUACAACUGUGGCCUGGAGCAGGAAGUACAGCUAAACCUGAAGGUUUAAAUAGAUCCACACAGUAUAUAUAUAUACUGUAACAUUUUAAACUCAGACCACUAACAAACAGUGUUGUGCCACUCUAUUGUUUAACUAUAAUGAUUGACUUCAGGUUACACAGACAGCAUUUAUAGGCAAAGCAUUAAUUAUGGUCAAUCAUACAUUUUUGUAACUGUAUGCUGCAGCCCAUUCUCUGCAUUUAGUUCUUUUGCCCAGUAUAUUUUUUCUUAAGUUGGCAUACAUGUUAUAAACAUGUUUUAUGGACAUUUCACCAAGUCAGAGAUUUACAAUUCCCAUAAUCCCCUUUGCUAUUUUCUUAUGCUGAUUACAUGGACAAAGUCAGGUCAACAGUUUGAUGCCUGCCAGGCAAAGCAAACCAUCAGCUUCUCAACAGCCAGUAAUUCAAAGAGUGUUUGAAAUCAUAACAUAUAACAAAAAAGUGUUCUUACGCACCCAACAAUAACGACACAAAUUUAUAAUCAACAUUAGAAAUCUUUUUGGACCAAGCUUUUGAGCUCUGAAUUGUUGUCAGUCACGUCUCAUUUUGUACAAUCCACCUGACUUUAUCCAUAAAACAUUAAAUGUAAUGUGGAAAUUCAUGUUUAGAGGUACACUGUCAUUGGCUGUUGUUUGUCUAUGUUACAUGGCAUGUCUGGCUGUGGUUUGCUAAUGCUGCAUGCUGUUGACAUCGAGUUAUACUGAUUGCCAUUAAACUAAUCUUGUGCGAGUCUGUGGGUGCAUUAACUGUAUUAAUCUUGGAAAUUAGGAUAAUCAAAUCAGUAGACUUUGUUCAGUUUCAGAUUACUUCCAGCAAACAUGGCACUAACUAUAGUUGCUCAUACAGUGCCCUGAAGUUCUUAACUUCUCCUGUGAUCAAAGGCAGUUUCAAUAAACUCUGCAAACCCACAAGCACUCUUACAAGCUUGGUUGAUGCCAUCGUUGAGAAAGAAGUUUUUGUGUUAUAUCUCAAUUUCUACUUCCUUUUGUUCUUGUUUGUGUGUCCAUAUCUGUGUCUGUGUGUUUAUGUAUAUGUUUAUUGUGUAUCUAGCGCGGGACUAUGAAAUUCAGCGAGAUCGUAUUGAGUUGGGACGCUGCAUAGGCGAGGGCCAGUUUGGAGACGUUCAUCAAGGAGUCUACAUCAGCCCGGUAUGAGAUCUCUUUCUCUCUGAGGUUCUCUUUUAACACUUCUCCCGCCUUUAGAUCUCAAUUACCUGAUUACUACAGUCAGGUAUCUUUUGUCUGAACUCAUCUCACAACAGUUGUAUAAUGGUAAAGAAAUGAAAUAUUCUCAAUCUAAUUGAUUGGAUUUUUGGUUGAUAUGCUGAAUGUAGAUGCUUGAAUGUAGAUGCUGUUGUGUUUGUGGUAAUAAAUUUAUUCUAAUUUUAUUACUACUUCUUUCCUCCUUCUAUUAGUAUUUGUAUUUUCAAGAGCAAGUAUAAUGACCCAAUUCACUCCAGGAUAGAUAAAGUAUUCUGAUUCUGAAUCUGAUACUGAUGACCUUUUCUGGGAUUUGUUUCUUGUAGGAGAACCCAGCGCUUUCUGUGGCAGUAAAGACAUGUAAGAACUCCACAUCAGACAGCGUCAGGGAAAAGUUUCUCCAAGAAGCAUGUGAGUACCUGUUCUGGGUUUCCCAGAUGUUACCUGCCAACACUUAUUCUCUUCAUCUGCUGAAAAAAACGCACAUUCAGCAAAGAAAAUUUCGCAAGCUGCCCUUGAACUGACCUUUUCUGUCUCUGCAGUGACAAUGCGUCAGUUUGACCACCCUCACAUUGUGAAGCUGAUGGGAGUCAUCACUGAGAAUCCAGUUUGGAUCAUCAUGGAGCUCUGCACACUUGGAGAGGUAGGACAUCGAGAAGAUAAUGUUGAAUGCUUGACAGUGCCUUGGAAGCUUACAUGGAUUUAUGCAUGUGUGAAAAAGCUUGUCAUCACCUGUAUGAGAUGUGAAAAUGUGCAUAAAUAUAUGACAACAGGGGUUCAGGUCACCACAGUGAGAUGUGACAUUUUGCAUUGUGAAAGCCAACAUUGCCCACUGCUCUGUUUGUUUAGAAGUCAUAUGACUCAGAUUUAAAAAUUAACAUCUGCUGUACAAAUGCUGUUUACUUUUUUAAUGAUUUUAAGUUACUUUGGCAGGGAUUCAAAAGCCUACUUUGCAUGAGUAAGGAAUUUUGAGCUCUGUUAAAUAGGAUUAAAAAUCACAAAAUGAGGACAAAAAUGAAAUAAUUGUGUUAUAGAUUUUUUUCCCUGUAUAAAUGGAGAAAGUUAAACAAGGAUUUCCACACAGAUGAACAUGGCUUUCACUUUGGUUUUCUCUGUACACACAUUUUCUGAGGCAUAUCUCAACUCAUGCACACCAUAUUUAGAGUGGUAGACCACUCAAUGGCCACUCAACUAUCAAAGUUAAGUGUACCCGCAUGACUUGUUGUUGGCUAAACACUCCAUGUUUUAUGCAAUUUUAAAAAACAACUAUAUUGCCACUCUUUGCUCAGAGUUUUUGACACAGUACCUCAAUAUCUCUCGAUCUUGUUUUUUUUGUCUGGCUCAUAUUGACUCUCUCAUUUACUUUUUUCUUUAUUUUGUCCUACCCUUUCCCCUUUAUUAUCUAUUGUAUGGUCAAAAUGAUCACUUUUCUCAUGUUUCCUUUGUUUGAGAUUAUUUUUUUCCCCUCUCCACAGUUGCGGUCAUUUCUCCAGGUGAGGAAGUACAGUUUGGACUUGGCCACUCUCAUCUUGUACUCAUAUCAGCUCAGCACAGCACUGGCAUAUCUGGAGAGCAAGAGAUUCGUACACAGGUAUGCAUAACAAAACAUAAAAAUGCUUUAAUUUUAUUUCAAUAUUCAAACAAUGGGAGUUAUAAAUUAUCUCCACACAGACAGAUAAAUGUGAAAGCUUCUUAAACUUCUUUUCAUUUUGAUGUUUUAUCUUCGUCAGGGAUAUUGCAGCAAGGAACGUGUUGGUGUCUACAGUGGACUGUGUGAAGCUUGGGGAUUUUGGUUUGUCACGCUAUAUGGAAGAUAGUUCUUAUUACAAAGGUAGAUAUUACACCUCUGUGCCUGCUAAGUGUUAUUGUACACUAAUUUCCCCCUAAUAACCACAUUUUUUCUGAAAAAACACAAGAAAGAAAAGAUUUUUUUUUCACUCAUAGGACUGACAUUUAGUCCACCUGAUUUCUGUUAUUUUCAGCAUCUAAAGGUAAACUUCCUAUUAAAUGGAUGGCUCCAGAGUCUAUAAACUUCAGGCGAUUCACUACAGCUAGUGAUGUCUGGAUGUUUGGUAAGUUUAUGUUUAAUUUGUGUCUUACUUUGUUGUGUGUGAUUAUGUCUUGACCCUCCUUCUCUGUAGUGUUUAAGUGCCAACAUUGAUUGAGUGUUCGUAUUUUCUCUGUUUCUAAAGGCGUCUGUAUGUGGGAGAUCCUAAUGUUCGGCAUCAAGCCUUUCCAAGGCGUGAAGAACAACGAUGUCAUCGGUAGAAUAGAGAACGGGGAGCGACUGGCUAUGCCCCCUCAGUGCCCUCCUACUCUCUACAGCUUGAUGACAAAGUGUUGGUCGUAUGACCCCAGCAAGAGGCCGCGCUUCACUGAACUAAAAACACAACUGAGGUAUGUAAUGGAGAGUGGUUUGAAAGUGCGUGUGCGAGUGUGAGCCAGUGAUUUAGUGUCUUGGUGAAGAACACUUUGUCACGGGGAGACAGUAAGCGGUCAGAUCUUUGGGGGUUUGCAUUCUCUGUCUCUUAUAAUUGAAUUUGAAAGUAAUGCAGUAAAAGAUACUAUAAAAGGGAGUACACUGGUGGAUUAUUUAUUACACUGAAUCAAGUUAUGUUGUCUCAAGGAUCCAGCGAUUCAAAAUCUACUUAGACAUGCUGGGAAUAAAUCACCCCUUUAACAAAGUCUUUCCAACCCUACUGUUUCAUAAAGUUACAGAAAAUAUUUGAGUUUUUAAAAAAGGCUCUGCAGGCUGCCUGUUGUAUAAAUAUGAUUUGACAUUAACUGAAUGAAUCGUUCUCUCCGCUGUUUUCCCUGUGGUAGUUUAGAUAAAGAAGUGUGCCGUAUUAAAUAUUUUCAGUGUUCUUUUCACUGAAACAACAGCAGGUGUCACUGUCUGUCUGCUAUGUUCAUCUUGUAAGAUUACCCCGAUUAAGACAAAGAGCUGAGGCUACAAUUACACUUCUGAGCUGAAGCAAAUGUUCAAGCCUGUCUGUGAAUUCCAGUUACAGAGUCAUUUGAAUCUUUGUGAAUCAGCUCUGGUAUUCAAAAUCAAAAAGUUAAAUAUAAGUAGUUGAGCAAUAAGGCAAAUACAACAUCCAGCUGAGGUGACAUCUGUCCCAUCUCACUGUUAUUGAGAAGGCAGUAUGGAUCAUUUCAGAAGCUUGUUAGAAAGGCUUUUUGAUAAAAGACUUGGCUGCAGAAGAGAAAUGAAACAAAAACAAAGUUAAUUAAAUGGAUAGCACUUUGUGUUUUGUCAUAAAUGUAAUGUCCUAAGCAGACUGUAACAGCGUGUCAUACACUGCAUCUAAAAAAACUGAGUUUUUGGGGAGCAUUUUGAACCUCAUGUUGAUCCCCUCCAUCUGUCAUGGCGUUUUGCAUUCUGUAAAUCUUUACUGAGCAUUUAACAGACAUGUGCAAGAUUCUUAGCACGUUGUCAAACUUGUGUAGAGAGUGUACAAAGACAGACAGUAUCAACAUGGUUUACACCCUCAGACUUAACUUUUAAAACAAGCCAAAACAAAAAGGCCCAAAAACGUUACUGUCAGCACGUUUUCACUGUUUUGGCUAAUGACUUUUUGGUUGGCAUGGCAACCACAGUGUUAAGAUGACGGAGAAAGAUCAAAUGAGAUAUUUAGGUCACACCUUGAUCUUUUGUGAAAUGAUACGUCAUUUCCCUGAUGCUAGCCUACAGACAUAAACAAUAACCUGGGCAUGUUGUGAACAGAUAAGACAGAACUAGACAACGCUCGACACAAUUUCAAAACUGUCUGAGUAAGUCCAGCAUAUGUCAACACCCUGAUAUUCCCCUUUAAACGGAAAGGAGCAAACCACUUCAUGAAUCAUACUAUGCUGUAGUCAUAACCGGGAUAGGCAAUUAGCUGUUUGUGAGAAGUUUUAUCAAUUAUUAUUACUCAGAGAUUUACUCCCAAGACAUAUCGUAAAGAUGAAUCUUUUGACUCCAGCACACUUCUGAAUCUCACAAAAAGCUAAGGAGAGGCGACAAAGCAUUGUAUCAGGAGGUACAUGCAAAGAGAUAAACUGCAAAAACCUGACAUGUUUUAUGGUGUAUGCGGGAAAGUAUUUUGUUUUAUUAUGUGGUUAUAGCAAUUGCUAUAAAUAGGUUCCUAGCAAGCAAAAUCAUAAAACCAGCACACGGAUAACAAAUUUUAAGUAUAUAUAUAUUGGCUUAAAAAAUGUCUCUAAAAAGUGGCAUUAAACAUGCUGUAUAUUUACUUGUGUUUAACUUGACAAGGUUAAGCAGAGGUAAAGUAGUAAUGGGGCCUUUCCCAUCCACCAUGACUCAGCAACGCAGACUUCGACAUGAACAUACCUGUGCUUCUUUGGAAGUAAUCUUCAGCCUCACGUCUGAUCGUAAGACAGAUCAUAAGAGCUUAAGUAAUGCUGGCAGGAAAUCAUUCUCAUUCAUUCAAGCAACGCCAGUGUCUGAAUAUUAGUUUUAAAUCACAGGUAGGUAUGCACUAGAGUGUUUUUUUCUCAUUAUAUAUCACAGUUCUGUUUCAGAUACCAGUUAUUACACUUAAACACAUGGAUGAGUUUUGCUGCUUGGAGCUUGAUAAAUUGGGUCUUUUUAUAAAAGAUUGAGAAGAUAAGACCUCCACACUAGUAUCACAAUGACUUAGUACUAACAUGUCAGUAUUAUUAAAGCAUGAGACAUCUCCUAUGCACAUGAAUAGAUCAUCAAGGCUUCAGCAAGCACAGCGAGAUGCCAUUAUUGUUUCCUUCCACAUGCACAUUCUCCCUCUUUCUCUCCUAAACACCAGAAACAGGAAAAUAAGAGUGCAUAUUGAACUCCUGUGGUUUUAUAGGUUUGCUUAAAACCAGCAUGACUCACACCUUAAAUUCCACCAUCACUACACUUCCAAUCCUCUCAAGGUCAGCUUUCCUCUCUCUUCUCCUCUUUAUCCCUUUCUUUUCAAACUCCUCACUGCGUUUUUAAUCCUCACCUCCUGACCUGUCUCACAUCUGCGUUAUGUCCUGAUAUGGCUCCUCUAUUCUGGCCUCAAUGAGCCUUUUCCUCCAAAACACGGAGGUCCACUCCUCAAUCUGACAUGUGUAUUGGAGGUUUGUGGUCAUAUGCAUUAAUGAGCUGCAAAACCAGUGUGCAGAAAAGCACAUGUGGGCUACAUAUGAAGGUUAAUCUGACCACGUUAAUUGACUUGUACAGUAUGUUGGUGUGACAGAACCCCUCCGUGUGCCCUAGCCAGUGUCUUGGAAACCGAGUCAAUAUUGACCGUGUUCACUGUGGUCCCUGGCUAUUAUUAGGGGAAAGUUAUGCCAUAUAAGGUCAUACAGUUUGGUUUACGUUUGGUCUGGCUGGCUUUUAUAUCAUAAUAUCAAUUAUAGGUCUCUGCUGCCAAGUAUGCAGCUCUUAGUUUCUACUACAGUUUUCCUAGACGGUGGACUAACAUGAGUGUGUGUGUGUGUGUGUGUGUGUGUGUGUGUGUGUGUGUGUGUGUGUGUGUGUGUGUUUACACAGUGGGCAGCUGCCAGGAGCUACUCAGCUUUCCAAAGAACAGAAAGAGAGAGAGAAAAUAGUGGGUGAGAAUGGAAGAGAGGAAAAAUGCUAGCAGUAGUACUACUGCAGCUCUGUGCUCUCCUAAGCUUGAGACGCUCCUGGUUUUCAGAUUGUGUUAUCCUGAAAGUGACGCCUAUGUGCAGUGAAGGAUUGAAGCCUGUAGCCUCCGAGUAUUUUUGUUCAGCAGCAGCAGAGCAUAUUUGUGUCAUCCUGCCAGCAGUAGUUUGUUUUAUCCUUAAAGCGAUGCUGGGGUCGUUCGCAGCUAUUCAUGUUGACCUUCAGUUGUGUAUCAGUGCAGAGUACCUGCAAAACAUCAUCUUUUUAGACGCUACUUUAUUCUGCUAGAAGCCUGGACUGGAUAUAUAGUUUGCUGCUGUUGGAUUGGUCAGCACCUAAGGUAAAGUAGGUUUUUUUCAGGAUUUCCACAUUGUUUGUGCAAGUAUGCUGUAUUUAUUGGACGCUUUAGUUCCAAUGGCAGCCAGUUGUUUGACUUUUCUCCACAGGAACUUAAAUUCUUUGCAUGGUCCUCCUGGAUUAUGGAGUCACAUUAUUUCAAUAUUUUACAUGGAAAUGUAACUCACAUACUUGUUUAUCUAUUUAUGCAGUUCUCGGCCAUAACAGAUCUGUUAACUGCUAAUUCAAGAGACAUAGACAUGCUUUUACUGUUGCAAAAUACAUUCUGGAGUAAAAACUGCAGUAAAGCUACAGUAGUGCUUCAGCAGUUUAAUUUACAUCUUCCAAAAUUGGCUGUUUUUUUGCCUCAGUGCUGCAAUGGAAGGGACAGAGGAGAAUAUUUUAUCCUGGAGAAAGGAGUUCUUGUUUUUAGGGGACAGGAUGCUGAAGGGAUUUAUUGUACUGUUCCAGUCUGAUCUAAAGCUGCUGUUAUGUUCUGUUAUUUGACAUGAUGUUGACAUAAAACAUAAAAUUUUAUUUAUUAUUUUGUCUUCUAGAAAACUUUGGAAAACACAUUUCUAAAGAGAUGUAUACGUUGACAUCAGCAAGAGAUUAAUGUGGACAUAGAAAAAGCUUCUAAACCCCAAACCCUGACACCUGAAACCUGUUUGAUGCUUCUCACUUUCAGUCAGUAAAAACUGUAUUAAGGUGUGUUCAGAUGGGACGUAGGUAAGAGGUUGGAGUAGCUGAAAAGUCCAACAUUAAAGCGUCUGGCUUAGCCAGAGUAAACAAACGUAACAGGCAUUGUUAUACCAGGUGCUGAUGUAGUGGAGGUGGAGGAGCAGACAGUCAGUGUUGCCUCCAGGUGCUGAUGUUAUCGUCAUCACGUUUUCAUGCAUGAGGUCAUUUACUGUUACUCUGUUGGGCGAGGUUUUAGUAUGUAUUCAUGACUAACUAUAUCCAAAGUUGAUGUUUAAUAACUUGGCUCGUGUGAACAUCAAGUAAAAAGGCCAGAGACACAAUGUUACUGUAUGGCUUGCUGAUAAACACAAAGUGAGAGCAUUUACGAGCAGUUGGAGACUAUUUCGUUAUUUUGGCAUGCACCAGUCUGUGUUUUAAAGUUGUCUGCUCUUGCUUUGUUAAACUCAUGGGAUCAAUAAAGUUCAGCACAAAAAACUAGAACCUCUCCUGCAGACAGAGGAAUGAGAAACAGAUUUCAGAGAUUUGUUGUAAAGGUCUGAUAAAGACAGAGAAAAACAUGAAGUUAGCCAAAAGAGAAAUAGGCAAAGUGAUAAACUGUUGGGCUAAACUGAAGGCUUAGAAUAAUUUAAUAACCUCAUAAGAUAUUAAAAUAUGAUUCAAAUUAUCAAUGUGAUCUUAUAUUGGUUUAUAUCUUUAUUUCAAAUGUGUUGAUAAAGUAAGAAGCAGUAAAGCAUAAGAAAAGUUUCCUUAACAAUAAUACCAGCUGCCAAAGUCAACACAGCAAAAAGCACUUGGUUGAAAUCCCAGCCUCCACUUUUCAAAACACUAAUAUCCUCACAGGUUCUUUAUCAGAGAAUAGAAGACAACUGGAUUGCAUUAGAUUACACAGAUGCUCAUAGUAUUAUGGCUGGUCACUGUUUAUAGAUCUAGUAGUGACUAUGAAUGAUAGAUUAUAAUGUGUAAGUCACAGCUGUUACACUAAUGUAACCAUACAAGUAUAGGUGAAUAUGUUGUGAUGGAAAAGAAGGACAAGACCUGACAGGAGACUUACUUUGACAGGUGCUAGGACAAUCUCUCUCACACACACAAACACACACCAGCAGACAGAAACACACAGCAGGAGACAACAGAACACUGGGGGUGGGUUAGGGGGGGACGUAAUCAUGUUACCAGAAAUAGCUCUUACCCUUGUUGAGGAAAGGAGAGUGGAAAGAGCGUGUGACUGCUGUCAUUGUUAAGAGUUUGUGUGUGUUGGAUUAACCACUUCUCAGUCUCCCCAACUGCAUUUUCUUCCUCUUUGAGGUUCUUGGUUUGGUUCAGCAGCAGUUUUUUUUUUCCAGGAAGCAGGUCAGUGAGUAUCAUUUCAGUGAGAUAUCGUUGGCAACAUGACAUAGAAACAUAUUGGUGGUCUUGGGAUACAGGACAUUGCUUUCCCUUCGAGAGGUUAAAUUUGUUUUCAACAAAAUAUAGUGAUAGAGAUAGUGGUUUACUUUGUGUUACAGCUUGUCCUGGUGUAAAGAGGAGUUUAGGAGUCUAAUAUGUUUGAAAGUAUCAUUCAGGAUAAAGGUUUUUGUAAUGAAGUUGGACUGAUUGGAGGGAACGGUUGUCACUGGCUCUCUGAGGAUUAUCAGAUGUCUUUGAGCAUCCUUGGAUAAACUGUCAGUGCAGUAAGAGAUUUCAUCACAAAAUGGAAUUUGUUUUUCUAAUGGCUUAAUUUGUGUUUCAACGCUUUGUAGUGUGAGGAAUGCUUUACAGGCUUCAGUGUUUAGCACACUGUAAUAAAGUAUGAAAGUGUAGAAAAUCAUAAUCAGGUACAUAGUUUUUUAAAUAUAACUUUUUUAUUUAGAAAAACUCUGUACGGAAGUUUACCUGUGCGGAAAUCAGGCAAUGGCAGAUGUUUCGUGGAUUGUUUGUGGUAUGCAGAGCAUUUUAAAUUGUUAAAAACUUUAUUCAAGUUUCUUUCUUCAUGUUUUCCUUAAAGUUAUUCUUAUUUCAUCGUAGUGUUUUUAAGUUUCAGAUGUUUCCUUGUAUAAGAGCAAGAAUGAAAAUGUGAAAGUAGACUUUUACGACUUUUUGAUUCUGCCUCUUAAUGCCUCAAGUAAUGAAGGUAAUGGCAAAAUAUAAACAUUUGAUCCUUAGAAAAAGUGAUGAGAAUGGCAUGUACCUGGUUGAAAGUUCAGUAAAAACACAUAUGAAUAUUUAUACUCUCUUUGUACUACAUCAUCUUUUUUUCCAGCACUAUUUUAGAAGAGGAGAAGCUCCAGCAGAAGGAGAGAAGCAGGAUGGAGAUGAGGAGACAGGUCACUGUUUCUUGGGACUCUGGAGGAUCUGAUGAAGCACCACCAAAAGUAAGACCCUCUCCGUGUGUCUUUGUCUGUGUGCUUGUCUGUCUGACUGUGUGUGUUUGGGUGCAGCAGGCGUCAUGAUAAAAAUAGGUUGUGUUUGGACUGUUUGUAGUGAGACUCACUGAUGAUUGCAAGUCCAACGUUUUCUUCAGAGAGGGAUUCUGUCUUUUUUUUAACUUCUAUGUGGAGCCAAUGACAUAUUUCAGAUAGAUAUUAAAUGAUUCAACUUGACUGUAGAUUGAUUAAAAGUUUGAAUCUUUCAACAUGAAAUAUUUCUAUAUACCUUAUAUCAACUUCCUGUUUGACACUGGUUAUCAGGAUGAGGGCAUUCCUCACAAGUCUCAGCAUAUAAGAAGUGGGAGGAUUAUUACAUUAGGCUCAAACAGAAAAGCUUCAUCAGAGGAAAAAGAAUGUGUCAUGGGAAUUAUAGUUGAAGACAUGGGACCACAGACCUUUUCUAUCACAUAUUUGCAUUUUCUUCCACUAAUUCAAUCGACUGUUUAUUACAAACCACUUCAUUUCCUCUGAGUGUGCAGGGAUUUUUCUCCUGUGAUGUGAUAGGAUGAUAAUCUUUCCAGGUAAGAUCUGAGGUUGACAUUAAAAUCAGGUACACUUCAGGAGGCUCACUGGAUAAUAGGUCUGGGAAAGCUGUUGACCACACGCCAGCUUUUACACAUGCUGCUGAAAAAAAAACAACAAUCUCGCCUUGAAAAAUCAACAUUUGUUUUUAAAACAUAGAGUAAUUUUUUUUUUUUACUUGGUUUUCGUUUGUUAAGUGGAGUACAUAAACCCAUCCCCCUUCACCCUGACCACUUCUACCAUCCCACUCACAGUUUGUUGCCCCAGCUGCUGGCUGACUCACCCUCACCUACUACCCCUGCUAUCAGCGUCUGUUAACUGCAUCUAAUGGAACUAAAGCCAUAUGUCUUGAACAGUAGUAAACAGAUUGUUCUCAGGCCUUCAGCGUUUCUGUGAUUUUUCAGAAUGUGGUUGCAGGAUUUAGAAACUGCUGCUCUUGUUUGGUUUUACUGAAUAGAGAAAGGAUUUAAGAUGAUCCCUUGAAGGUAAAUGCCUUUUCAUUUUGAUGUUUAAGAGGCUCAGUCACUUUAUGGCUUUGGUUACAGUGCUGGGUAUUACUUUCUGUGCUUUGGCUCAUCCCUGUUUCUCUCACCUGUCUACUACAUGUCCCUGUCUUUUAUGAUCCCUUUUACACCUUUGUGUCCCCCCCCCUCUACCUUUGUCCUUCUGUUUGCAGCCAAGCCGUCGUCCCUCUCUGCAGCCCACCAUCAGUCUGGAUUGUCUGUCUGCUCCUUCUCCUCCUCUUCAUCACUGCCAUCCAAAACAGCGCUUUGCCUCCCAGCUUUCCCUCUGCCUCGGAAACCCUCAUCCUCCGUCGCCUCACCUCCCAACUCCCCCACUCUACUCAUCCUCUCUGCAGUUUCCCCAUCACUUUUACUCUUCCCACAGCCUUCAUUCUCCUCCCCUUCCUCCUCAAAACAGUGCUUACCAUAGUUGUUCUUUAUCACAGCAGCACAGUGCGAGUUUUAAUCCUAAACCAACUUAUCCGAGCUCAACCCUACAACCAGAUGACAUUGACUUCUGUUCUCCUCCUCACACCAGCUCAGACGGCAGGUUUAAUGGCAGCUGCCUUCACAGGACAAAUCCAGCAUCAUACAAGUCAAACCCAGAUCUCUGGACUGCCUCCCCUCUCUGCUCCCAAUCUAGUCCAAAGCUUAAUUCUCCCCCCUGCAGCAUGUCAAAUGUUUGUCCCCACACCCUCCAAAACCCACAGCCAAAGAUAAAUUCCAACCUUAAAACCCUGCUCACACCCAGCUUUCACUCUGGCUACCAGCCUGAUCCGAGUACCCCUCCACAACCCGACACUGACCCCCAACAACAGCACCCUGCUGUGCAGGCAUGUAUGAGGCACCUGAUGGUCUCUCCUGCCCCCCUUUCACCCACACAGAGUGUCCUCCCAGCAUCCUUUGCCUUUCCUCAGUCCUCUACCGAUUCCCAUCCACUUAGCCAAAGCCCAAUAACUACCUACCCCCCUUUUCCUGUCCCCUGCUCUCAAAGACCCAGACCCUUAAAGGCAGGUGGUGUGCUGAUAAACUGCUCUAACACGGUUUCUCUGAAACAAAAGUCUGUGACUUCUUCAAAGAAUCCUGCAACAUUCAACAUUUCUGCCUUUUGUGGAUGUAAAUUUGACUUGAAAGAACAAAUUCAAAGAAACUUGCAAGAAAAAUAAAGUGAGUAAGGAUAUUUUGCCUCUUUAGAAAUAAAAUAUAUAAACUAAAAUAUAUAAAAUUUCACAAUUUGAAACAAAAUUGGUAUCAGUCACAUACUUGAUAAGAUGUCUUGUCAAGUAUUUUCUGGGAUCAAAAUUCAAAAUUCAGCCCAGAUAACAAUGUUGCAUUAUUUCUUUGAUGUGGGCAUUGAUAUCACAAAAACUCACCUUCCUCAGUGCUGUGACUGCAAACACAGUGUGUGUUUUUUUUCAGCUCCCUUGACUGUAAUUUGUCAUGUUUAUGCUUCACCUGUGGUUUGUGUUAUCUAACCUGGACAUGCUGUUGAAUGUCCUCUGUGGUGAUUGAAUGUACUUGCUGAUGUGUGUGUGUACAUGUUGAGCAUUGUGUUGAUGUGUCCUCGGAUUAUUGCACACUAUUUCUAGCCCGCUGUGGAUGCCUGUCCCCAAACCCACUGGCUGGCAGUUGUUGAACCCGAACAACUCACAUAGUUUUUUUCUGAAUUAACAACAACGAAAAAUGUUGUGGUCGGCUUUUGAAUGUUGCUGAAAUUUCGAUGUAAUGACAUGAAACAUCAAGUGAAGUUUAAAAUAUUUUUCUAUUGUAGGAGCUUGCAGGAAUGUGUAAAGCCCAGGAUUGAAAGUUUCUAUAAAUACAUAAAGAACUUGCUCAAAAACCUAAAUCUAAACUGAAGCCUGUUUACAGACAGAGCUGGCUCUCUCCCCUUGACCUGGCUGUCAGUCACUCUCCACUUAAGCUUGUUUUUAACUGUGACCCUGCUGUUGGAGGGAAUAUUUAGUCCUCCUGUUUUACCCACGUCACCUUUAACCCAGUGUCUUGCUGGAAAUAGUUUGAAAAAGAAGCUUUAGGAAGUAAACUUUUUACUUUAUAAAAAAAUAUACUGUGACAGUCAGAGCUGCUUCAAUCAUUUCUGAAGUCUUACAGGAAUAUAAAAUGACACUCAGUCCAUCCCUCAAGUUUGAAGACCGGUCACAAGUUGAAUCUUUUCAGCAGAAAUCCUGGAUUCAAAUAUUCAUCAAACUUCUUCUCAUUAUAACCAACUCUAUUCUAUGUUGCCUCACCCUCCAGUCUGUCUGUCUGUCUGUCUGUCUGUCUGUCUGUCUGUCCUCCCUGUGUUUAUCCUGGUAUUUUUAAACUGGGUAUUCCCAGGGGAACCUCCUGCUACAGCGAUUGCCAGGGCUGGGAAUCUAUUUAACGCUGAUUUUAACAUCUAAGAUGUCAUUUUUGUGUCCUCCAACUUGUGAUCAUGUUCACACCAUGCUGUAUAUUUUCCCCCGUGUCUUCCUGUCUGAGAGUUUUGAAGCUGUUUGUCUUGUCCUCAGUUUUUUUGUCUUGUCUACUUCUCUUUUUCCCCGUCCUACCGGUUCCCUUUUCCCCCUCCUUUUCUUUUGCUGUUUGUUUCCCUUCUUGUGUGUCUCUGUGUCUGUCUUGCCAUCGAAGGUGUGGUCCAGAGAAAGCUACUAUGAGAGGCUGUGGAAGGUAGUGGUUACAAAAAUGUUGUGCUAGAAUUUAGCUCUAUGUCAAAGAAGUUUAAAUUUCUAAGAAAACUCUCACCCGCCAUCCUAAGAGGGGGAAAUGUUCAUCAACUUUCAGCAGCUUCAUCCUCAACAAAACACCAGCAACCGAGAAAUGAAACAUGGCUGUGGGUUCACUAAGCCCUUUUCUUUGUAGCUACUGGAGCUGUGCAGCAGAAUAGAAAAGAAUAAAUUAUGUUUCCUCAGUAGCUUGGAUUAACAUGUCUCAUUUCUCGGGAAGACUCCCUUUGUCAUGCAGAUUUCGCGUAUUUUACUCUACACUUGACUUGUUCAGCCUUUUCAGCAGCUGCUUGUCUCAUUGUUUUUACCAAAUUAGAAAAAAGGGCCUUAAAAGAAGAGGUAUUUGGUGAACUUGCAGCCAUUACACAAUAUCUACACACCUGCAUCACAUUUAACCAGAGAUCCUAACAGUUCUUGACUAUAUUCAGUUUGUAGUGUUAACCUUAGAUGCCAGUUUUUGUAUUAAGACUAACAGCUUGCUGGACUUGCAGCCCAGUGGGGUGUCCCCUGUUUUGACCGACAGCUAACCCAGCCACACAAACAGCUCCUGGGAGGUUUGUGUGUUGAUUGUAUGAAUGAGUCAGUGUCUAGUGUUCUUCUGUUUUGUUUUGGGGGAAAAUGUUUGAACAAGCAUUAAAACUGUGUAUUUUUUUUAAAUACAUUUUUCUGCCCUGUCUCUGUUUCUUUACCUCUCUUCAUCACUGUCUCCGUCUGUUUUUCUCUCUUUCUUUUUCUAUCUGUCUCUCCAUCUACAGCCUAGUAGGCCGGGUUACCCCAGUCCCCGCUCAAGCGAAGGGUUUUAUCCUGGUUCCCAGCAUCCUGGACACUACCAAGUAUGCACACAGACCUGACAAACUAAAUCUUUCACUACUGCUGUGCUUCUCAGACAUAUCUGUUGCUGUUAGUCAAAGCUAAGUGUUUUUGUAAAUUGGGUAAAUUUGGUUGCUAGGAUUAAAUGUUUUUAAUUGAUUAACAUUUUUAUUUCUUUAAGUUGAGUUUUUCUGUUAUGAUUUGACAAAUAACUAAAUAAAAGGUACGUUAACUUUUCCUGCAUGUUCCUUCUUUCUUGUUUCAGAUGGCCGGGUACCCUGGCCCUCACACCCUUCCCUCAGUGCCCAGCGCCCUGUACCCCCCACAGGCUACGAUGCUGGAGACGCACCAUGCACACACACACCCCCGCCACCAUGUCCACACACACUCGCACGCACAGCACCUUCCUCAGCCACAUGGACAUGACAUGGCACUGUGGGGCUCCGCCAUGGAGGUAGGAGACAAAUGCUGCACUCAUAGACACACACACACACAGACACACACUCACACUCACAUGCACAGUUGGGUGACCAUGACAGAGAGAUGCUGUCAAAUGUCAGAAAUAGAGCUGAUUACUCAGGCAGUGUUGCUGUCAUCCAACUGCCCUCAGUCACAGUCACUGUUUAUUCUUUUUAAUUAUCUAGAGUUUACAGUCUGAAAAUCUUUGUGUUCAAGUCCAACUCUGAGUGGCUGUUUGGUGUUUUAUUGAUAUUUUUUUGUUUCUGCAAAUUACAUAAACUUCAAAAAUGAUUUUCAGACUAUCUGGUAAAUGUGUUGCAUUUGCUGCCCAAUAGUUCUGAGAGACUUUCUGAGAAAGUGUUGGGAGCAGAUUCAGUCCACACAUUUACAUAAAAAUCCAAAAGCUGAAUUGAUUUAUUGAGUUUUAGUUUGUGUGUCCAUCGUCUCAGCGCAGCUUCUUAUCAGUUUGGUGUAUGUGUUUGUUCUGUGUGUGUUUGCGUAUGCAUGUUUCCCUUCAUCUUUGUCACUGUGUCAUUGUGCGUUUCUGUUGCUAUGCUUGUCUUCUGUUGCAUGUUUGUAUUUCUGUUUGUGUGUUUGUGUGUGGGUGUGUAGGACAGGGCAGUAGACAUGCAGCAGUGUGUAGGCCCGCAGUGCCUGUUAAUGGAGGAACAGCUGAUGAUACAACAACAGCAGAUGGAGGAGGACCAGAGGUGGCUGGAGCAGGAGGAAAGGCUGCUGGUAACACACUCAGUGUGCACACACUAGUUGACAAAUACACAAUACUAAUCCUUCAGUAAUACACUUGAAAUCUGUUAUAUUUGGUAGACACACUUCUGCAUGUUAAAUGCAAAACCAUCCAACAUUUCAAGUUUUUUUUUAAGCCUGGUUUUAAUUUCAAACUGUUUGAAUACUAAGAAACAACAGUGUAGGUGUAAGUCUGUUUGUGUGUGUAUAUCUGAAAAAUGAGGAACACUUCUCUAAAGUCGAGAAGACAACAGAGAAACAGCCGUAUCUUUAGGCUCUGGAAUCUCUUUUUGUUUGACGUUGUUGUGCACGGUAAAGAUCGUAAACUGUUUUGUUUUGAUCUGUGGCGCUAAAAUAUUGUCUCUUAGUUUUGUCUGACUUUUCAGUUUUGCUUUUGCCAUUUAUUUUACUUCAUGGUGCAUGUUGUUUCUGUAAACAUGGUCUCUGACACACAUCACAUCCUCAUCGACACAAAGCUGAUUAAAGUAUAACUCAACUUUCCUGUGAAUUCAUUUAAAUAUCAGUAUAUCUAAAACCAAAAUUGGUGUUAAAUCCCAAUAAUUAUUCCAUCAAGACAUUAUUUAUCCUCUCCUGCCAUAUUUGUGAAUUACUUUGGUAAUGAGCGAAAGCUUCUAAUUGAAACCCAAAAUCAAGCCUGUUAAAGAACGUCAAUGAAAGGACUGUCUGAGAGGACUGACUGAGAAUUUUUUACAGAUUAUGUGAUAUCUGAGAAAAUGUUAAAGUUUUGAAAUUAGCUUCUGUUUUCUGUUUUGAUUUAUUUUAUCAGUUGGAUUGGAUCAAAGCACAGAAACAUAGUGAUGCCUAAGUCCUUAGAGCAUAAUCUUUAAAUAAGAAGUAAGGCUAAUAACAGGUUUCAGACACUGAAUGUUUGUUUUUUUAUUUCUGGAGCUUGAGAGGCGUAGAAACACUGCAGUUUAUCAGCAGAGGUCAGCUUCAUUUCGUACACUUUAAGCAGAAAUCAUUCUUUAAAGUGGAUGCAGUUGACCCUAAACUGCUGGUUUCUUUUCUCAAAGCGUAAACUAAAUGUUUACAACAAAGGUACUUACCUUCCCCCAAGAUGUCAUCUCUACUUUCUGGUCUUUACUUUCUAUUUAGCGAUUUACCGCUGCUUAUCUCUUGCUUGUUUUAUCCGUAGAAAACCUUCUGUUUGUUAUUGAACUGUAAUUUCAUUUUUACUGCUCUUCUAUUUGUCAUGAAUAAAUCGUAUGUUUGCUGCUAUCAGAUGUAGAAAUAAUACAGUAGAUGGUGAGACUUUUCCCACAUAAGGUCCUUUUCAUGUUAGAUGCAUAUUUCUAUGAAGGCUGGUUGAAGGAAGUGUCUGGGGUUUUAGCUCAAGGACUUUAUUGUGCAUGCUUGUGUGCCACUGUUUCUGUGAAUGUGUGUGUGUGUGUGUGUGUGUGUGUGUGUGUGUGUGUGUGUGUGUGUGUGUGUGUGUGUGUGUGUGUGUGUGUGUGUGUGUGUGUGUGUGUGUGUGAGAGAGAGAGAGUUUGUAGGCAGGUGUGGCCUGUGUGAAUUCCAGGCUAAUGAUAGGCCUAGAGAAUCUGACAGCCCAGUCAACAGUCUGUCUUUGACCCACAACCACGAGCUGACAACACACAAGAUUGCUGAAAAGCUGGGGAGGCGAAAUGUGUGUGUUGUAGGCUGAACGGUUUUUUUUAUGACAGUGUCACUUCAGGGAGGGGGUGAAAAGGGAGGAGAAAGGAGUAAUGGUUUGGGAGAGACGGGUAGGCAUGCUCACACACUGACAGCCCCUUGGCAGGGUGCUCCAUCCCUCCUCCUCCUCCUCCUGCCUUCUCCCUCCUUCCUCCUCCUCUCCGUCCCUCACUCAGUGCGUCAGAGUCAGAUAUAAAUGAGUCGGAGGCAGGAAGCUGGAGCUGAAUCUGAAUUCUUGUCUUGAUGAAACUGCUGGCACAGACAGUGAUUCAGGCUGGUACACAGACAGGAAAACACUCGUUUGGAGAAACAGACAAAACUGGAGAGAGCAACACAGACACAACAGCUUCUGACAAACCUUACACAAACUUUUCAUCAGACAACUUUGAUGAACUCUAUGGCAAUGCUGGUCUUCAAGUCCUGUCUUGGAAAACUGGUAGGCAAGGAUGUGUAUAUGUGCGUGUAUGAGAGAGAGAGAGAGAGAGAGAGAGAGAGAGAGCAGCUGGAGUGAUGGUUUUAUGUACAGAUGUGUGUGAGUGUGUGUGCCGUACAGGUGUUUUGUGUGUUUGUCUUUUUUCAGCUUUGCUUUUGGGUGUUUUAAAGUAGAGCGCAGUGCAGUGUGGGGAAUAAAUGUUGAUCUAAAAAGUUUUUCUCAAGUUAGAAAAAGUUUUGGAGUCUGAACUCAAGUCCUACAGUUUGGCAUCCCGCAGCUCUGUACAGUGUGUUCCUGUUUUAUUGGAAGUCUCAUGCAGGGGGAGUGAGUUUGUGUGUGUGUGUGUGUGUGUGUGUGUGUGUGUGUGUGUGUGUGUGUGUGUGUGUGUGUGUGUGUGUGUGUGUGUGUGUGUGUGUGUGAGAGUGUAAGUGUGUGUGUGAUCUUCACUGCUGGGAUUCAGUCAGUCAUUUUCCUCAUUCACUUAAUCACUUAGAGACUGAAGAUUAACCCUUAAAGAGUCAGAGCCUUUUUCAUAUGACAGUUACAGGUUGUUUACAGCUCUGUAUGGCAUGUCCUGCAUGGUAGGAAGAUUCUUAAAAGAAGCUAAAAUGUAAAAUCGUCUGUCUUACUGUAGCAUCAGUCCGACAGCAGUACAGUAUUUGUCAAGGAAAAACUGCUUGUAAUGUAAAGAAACAAAAAAAGUGAUUAUCUCUUUGUUGAAUCAACAGUCACAUUGUCUUUGCAGAAGUUCACAGAACUUAUAGUCUUUGAAUUUCCACAGAGCAGGAAACUAAAUCCCUCGCUGGAAUAUGUGAAUGUCAUUUACAUAAACAUUUGUAUUUAUUAUUGUUUGUGUAUUUAGAAACCAGACUCGAGAAGUUCCAGAGGGAGUCUGGACAGGGAGGAUGGUGGACUCCAGCCACCGGUGAGUUUUCUUUUUUUUUAAACUCACUUAUUUGACCGAAGUUUGUCUGAUGUCUCCAUCUGUCUUACUCUUAAUCUACUUAGCUGUAGGAAAAGAAAUAGUUACACGCUUUGACCUAUAAAAAAAGGUGAACUGUUCUGCAUGCACUCCUAUUUAAAGUUGUUUUCACAGAUUAAAAUCAUGUCAGCAUGUCACACACAACUCAUGAACAAGUGAGAGUUGAUUUUUGAACGUCAGUGUUUUUAAGAGAAGCGGAUGUCUUACAAAAACAAACAUCCACAUACUAAGUUUAACUUGCUGCUAUUGGCUGCAGCGUGUGUUUGUUUGGAUUUUAACUUGAGAGGAUUGAUCAAGCGACAGGAAGUGACCCGUUUUGGGUGGCGUCAGCAGUGAGGGGUCAAUGGAUUCCCACAACAUCUCGAGAUAUUAAUAGAUUGUCGUUACAUAAAAACAAACUUCCAGCAUAUUUUGUAUUUCUGUCCCAGUGUUGCUCACUGUACUCAGUAUGUUGGUAGUCCUUAGUUUAUUCAGCUCAACUGUAAGAAGAAAAAACAAUUGAAGAAAAAUAUCGCCCUUUAAAAACAGUCCUGAUUUUUUCGAGAGUUUUAAAGAUUUGACUUAUCCUUAUUUUUUGUUGGGUUUUUUUGCCAUUGGCUUAAAUUUAUCAUAGAAUUUAACAAGAGUUUGAUCAGUAAUGGAAACACUUUUUAGAUCCAGAACUACAUUAAGUAAUUUGAACUAGAACAUUGUAGUGUGACUGUUCUCCUGGCUUUCAUGUAAUGGUUUAAUCCACAGAGCUGACCACAUAUUUAAAUCCAGUGGUUUGAUGCGACUGAAGUGAUUUACUCACUGACAUAUAUCACUUUUUACCUCCACGUAUAUAAUCUUCUUGUUUUUGUGGAUAAGAGACACAUUUUUCGUACUUUAGAAAAACCUUUUUCUGAUUCAUAUUUCCCUCCUGAAAGUAUCAAAGGUCUUGCUUUUUUUUUUUUGUAAAACUUUUCCCAGAAGACACUGUACAAGAUCUGCAUGUAGCUCUGUUCCUGAUGCCAGCACAAGUUAGUAGUUAUAGCAGUGAGAAGUUGCCGUGGGCCAGAUAUUUCUGUCUCUGUAAUUCAUCUCUCUGCUUGUCCUCCUCCUUCUCCAAUUUGAAUGUCUGUGGUUUGUGGUGGGAAAAUCUCCCUCGUUUGAAUAUGUGUGUACGUGAAUGUAAAAUGCUGUAGUAGAUUAUUUUCGGGUGUCAGCGGUUGUCAAACCACAACACUCUGAUGGCACAGAGGCUUUUUUGGAAGCGCACUGGGCUGUUUUCUCACACAGAAAAAACACAACAGAGAUUCAGUAAUAAUACAACAAAGUAAAUAUGAAACAAGCCUGGCACCAUGAGAGAGUUUUGUGGCAUUGUUUUAUGUGCACAAACAUCAAAUCAUGAAGACAAGCUGCAACAUUUUGUCUGGUUUUGAGAGGGUUGCACAAACAACAGAAGGACAUAUUUCUCUUUUUUUGGUUUGCCUGUGCGUCCUGACAGGAUAUUUUGCCAACAUAAGUAACUCAGCAUCAGACCAUACACCACAGAAAACAGAGACACCCGAGCACUCUCUGCUUUUUACAACCAAAAAGUAGGACAUGGUUAUCGUGUGACAUGAAAAUCAGAUUGGAUUCCAUGAAUGUUUCAGAAGCAGCUGGUGGUUUUGUGCCUGUGAAGUUCUGAUUUCCUGCAAAGCUCCUGAUUAUGUACAUGACUGAGCACUCGCUAACCAAAUGUUUUGUUGUUGUUUGUUUGUUUGUGCGUGCAGACAGGAAACCAGCACAUAUACCAACCCGUUGGCAAAGCAGGUAAUAGACAGGCCUGAAAUUGUCUGUAAUUAUGGUCACUUGACCUCAGUUGUUUUAUUCUUUCUUCUUUUUCUGUCUCUGAAUCUUUAAAGUAUGUAGUUCACAUAUAUACCAUUACAUAGCUCUGUUAGGCUCUUUCUCAGCCUCUGUAUACAGACCCUCUAUCUCCUCUAUCUAAAGAUAUGCAGAGUCUGUGCGUGUGUGUGCGUCUUAGAGUUUAAACUCUGUUACCACAAUAUGACAAAUUUGAUUUUUAACUCUGCAGCCUUUUGGCUUCCUAGCAAGCAAACCAACCAACCUCUGUUUACAUGGACUCAGACAGCAAGUCGAGCUCAAUAUGAUGUGUGCUCAGAGCGUGAAUAUACACACUCUCAGAAAACAGAAAAGGCACUGGGCUUUGGCAUUUCAGGAGGAUGAUUUUGAUUGUUUUUUGGAAUUAUAAUGUACAUUUUUCUAUUUUUUUAAUCAUAAAUUUAUUUACUAACACAUGAGGGGGUUCUUACUGUUAAACAUCGAGCUUGGACUCCUAAGUUUUCAUUUAUAUCAGUGAAAAAUAUGAGAAGAAAUGGUUUUUACAUUUAAACAUGGUAUUUUGCAGAGCAUGCAGCUCCCCCAAAGAAACCCCCUCGACCAGGAGCCCAGAGCCAAGUGGGCAGCUUGGCCUGUCUAAAUACUGGAGACAGUUACAACGAUGGAGUCAAGGUACACACUCACGUCCAAAAGACACACAUACCCUAAAAAACAUCUCCUUAGAAUACACAGAAGCAAGUUAAUACAUUUAAUAAAAGUAGGUGGCAUGUUGUGUAUUGCUUUGAGUGUUAACAUUUUACUUUUAUUUCUUCUUCUUCUUUGGCUGCUCCCUCUCUCCUUCCUCCUCCUCCUCUUAUGCACUCUGCCUCUCUGUUGACCUCUAGCCCUGGCGGGUAAGCAGCACACUGUCUGUGUGUGUGUUUACUGUGCGUCCUGUCUGCUAGUUAAACAGAUUUUCUUUGUUUUGUUCCCUCAUUCAUGUGUUGUCACUUCUUUCUUUUUUUUUUAAUUUCCCGACCAAUCAAAGAGCGCAGCAUCAACACAGACACACAUCAUGUUACUAGCAGUCAUGUUAACUCUCCCCACAGACUUUUCCCCUAAAAUAAUAUCUUUUCAAGCAUCAUCUUGAUUUGCUUUUUCUAACACAUCAAAUUGUAUGGCUUCUACUUUAAUCACACCUGAAAUCUUUUUGAGCUAAUAUUACAGUGUUUACACUUUUCUUAGAAGGGAGUCAGUGGAGGAUGAUUGAUUUGAACAUGGAUUUAAGGAUGAUUGAGUGAGGAAAAAGGUCAGUUGAGAUGAAGCCUCAAAGAGAGAAGGGGAGCAAAGAUAACAGGGUAAAAAAAGAUAGUAUGUAAUAAGAUUGAUUUAGUGCAAGAUAAAUAUUAAAUAAAUUUAAAGAAACAAUGCAUCUUCAGAAACCAGAUUACGUUUUUACCUGUAAGCCCUGCAAGAAUCUGUUUUUGAGUGAUUGAGAUCGUGAAGAUUUGUCUCACCUGUGUGUUACUGCCAUCUAGUGGCUCAAGUUGAGAGCUUCAGACCUUUUUCUAUCCAGAAUAUUCAGAAGAUCUAAAAAACCAAAUAACCUAUUUCUUUAUUCACUCACGUACUCAUCUACUCACUCUUAACAUGCACAUCUCUAUCCAUCAAAAGUCUAUUUAGCUGUAUCCUGCUUUUAACCAUUAACCCUUUUUAAAAAGUAUGAUAUUUCAAAUUCUGACCAUAGGAUGUGCAGCUGAGCGUCACGUCUCUUAAGUUAAACAUGGUCAUGUUUCAUCAGACUUUGCACAGGCAGCAUCUGCAGGAUUCACUCAAAGUUCAAAGUUAUUAAAAUCUUUUGUUUGUCACUGAUUUAAAAAUCAAGUAAAGUUCGAUUUACCACAAAUUUGGUGUGUCAGCUUUACCAUCACGAUUUUAAACUGAAAUCAUUUUGAUAAAUGAAAUACGGCUCCUGUUUGUUUGUAUCACAAGCAGACUCUGGUAUGAAUUUUUCUACCAUUAAAAGCUCAAGUAAAACGAAUGUUCUUAAAAUAUAACAAGUAUAGGAUUUACAGUUUGUCCAAUAUGGACGAGAUGAAGAGCUCUUUUUUUUCAUCAGCAUUAUCUAACACAGUUUUUACAUCAUCGUCACUCCUCACUGUCUCCACACACAACUGUGGCUCUCUGUCCAUUCAGUCAAUUCAUUACUUACUGAUUUUUGUCCUCCUCUGGUUCAGCUGCAGCCACAAGAGAUAAGCCCGCCCCCCACCGCCAAUCUGGACCGCUCCAAUGACAAGGUGUACGAAAAUGUGACAGGACUGGUCAAAGCUGUGAUUGAGAUGUCAAGCAAGAUUCAGCCAGCUCCUCCAGAGGAAUAUGUUCCUAUGGUCAAGGUAAAAAAAAAAAAAGACAUUCAGACACAUAAUAAUCUCAUCUUAGACUCUGUAUUCAUCUGUGCUCCUCAGAGGGAUGCUGCAUUGUCAGAGUUUCUCUCCUAGGCUGAAAACUUUGACCGUGAAGCUGAAAAGCUUCAGAAAGACUCACAUCAUUCUGUUAACACGGCGUUAUGUUCUCUGCGUUUGACCACUCUGACAUCCUGUUUUUAUUGAAAGGCAAAGUACAGCUCCACAGAGGGCUGAAACAUGAUACUCCUACUUUCAGAUGAAGUCUGAUUCAUCUGUUUCUCGACAGAGCUGACCUCGUAACCUCAUCAGAUGUUUCUUUUCAUUGAGUGGAUUAAUAUUUCAAGUACCCUUGUAAGCCUCUGUGCCUGAAACUCUCUUUAAUGACACUAUUGUAUUUCAUUACUCCACACACUCUAACUUAGUGGGAUAUGUUAUUAAGAUUCUUUUUUAGGUCAGCUUUGCUUCAUUACAUUUUAGCAUGUUUUUGAUAAAUAGAUUCAGAUGAUUAUAUAGCAUUCUUGAAUACUUCUUCUUAAACCUGCCAUCUUUCUGUUCUGAACCUUUCUCUUCACUCUGUGUGUGCUGCAGGAUGUGGGUCUAGCUUUGAGGACAUUAUUGGCCACUGUGGAUGAGACUUUACCGCAGCUUCCAGCCAGUACACACAGAGAGGUAAAACACAUACUUACCAGCCACAUACGCUCACUCACACACUCAGUUUAUGUGUUUUUAAACUCUUAUAUUUGAUUAUUAAAAUAAAAAUAAAGGAUUGAAUCCACACACGUGCUGUAUUGGUGACUCGUGUCAGAAUGAGAUGUAAUUCUGGAUUUCUUCCACAGAUUGAGAUGGCACAGAAACUCCUGAACUCUGACUUGGCAGAGCUGAUUGGGAAAAUGAAGUUAGCCCAACAAUAUGUGAUGACCAGGUAGCUUGAAAUAUCAUUAUAAAAAGAAUUUAACUUAGGUGGCUUUCCCAUGCCAGAAUCAGUCAUAAAAAAAUAGUAUAAAUGUGUGCUAAUGGUAUGUUACCACCCACUUCACUAGUGCCAGAUUAUGUAAUAAUUGAAGUAUGUUUCUGCUCUGUCCUAGCCUCCAGCAGGACUAUAAGAAGCAGAUGUUGACGGCGGCUCAUGCUCUUGCAGUAGAUGCCAAGAAUCUGCUGGAUGUCAUCGACCAAUCAAGACUUAAGAUGAUGGCUCAGUCCCGCCCACACUAG